Messenger RNA from Podarcis lilfordi (Lilford's wall lizard), 57442 nucleotides. NCBI's taxonomy places the organism in Eukaryota, Metazoa, Chordata, Lepidosauria, Squamata, Lacertidae. The record is from the annotation of a GenBank genome assembly.
AUGGGCGCGCCUCGGAGUUCGUGCGCCUUCGCGAGCCUCCUCUUCUGCCUGCUCUCCGGUAAGCCCGGCGCCGUCUCCAGCCGCCCAGUGCCCACCCGCUUCCCUCGCUCUCCUCCCGGCUGGACUCUCCUUCGGCUCCCCUGGAUCCGGAGUGCCAGGAUCUGGUGCUCCUUGGGGAUUCCUCCUCCCCAGAAGCGCAGCUCUGCGCCUCCUCCAGCGCGGAGCGAACUCCCCUUUCGCCGGUUCCUUCCCGGCGCCGCCGCCGGCGCACCCUUUGCUUUCUCCCGAUUCUGGCUGCUGGCGACCCUCCUCGCUCCGAAUUCGAUUUCUCCCUCCCGUCUCCGCCCCAUGGCUCUCCCAAACCGCUUUCCUCCGCAGCAGCCCAGUUGCCGGAUAAAGUUUCUUUCUCCGCCCCCUCCCUCCCAAGAUGGCGAGGCCCAGGGAACCUGUUUCUCUGGCUGGGCGCCCUGGGAAAGGCGGAGCGGGAGGAGACGCCCCGGAACACUUCCUCACCUGGCCGGAGCCGGCGGGGCGGGGCCGCAAGGUGGAGGGCUCUCUGCCUUGAGGAUCCGCCAGCCCCACCACUCCCCCUUCCUCUGGGAUCCUCCCUCGCCCCCUCCCCGCAGGAAUCCGGAGAAUUUCAGGGGCGGUGGGGAAUGCGAGGACCAGCCUUCGUUCUGCGCCCCCAGUCUCUCUCCCAAGCUCUCCUCCAGCUAUUCCACAGCUGCAGCGCCCCGGAAUGUUUAGUCUCCCAAGGAAUCCAUGGCGCUUAGUAUUCGUUGUGAUCUUGGUUGAUUUAGCUCUGUUAGCUUGUUUUCUUUUCAUGCUUGGGGUGGGAAUAGCGGGAACCUUUCCUGAGUUUCGGAUGGGCAGAUCUGAACGAGCUCCUUGCACGCAUAAUGUAACUGGUUGUAUGAUCAUCACUGCAACCUGUAGAUCUCACCCCUGAAAUGAUCAGUUGCCCAGAUCUCCACCCAACCCUGGACUGUAAUGUGUUUCUGGUAGGAUCUGCUUGUGGCUAGUGUGCUAUUUGUCAAAUACACAGACACACACACACACCAGCAUAGCUCUGUUGCUUAUUAUUUUGUAUCCAGCAGUGAUGCCUGGAAGGAUUUGCUGUGCGCUCCCUGCUGUUCUCUGGUCGUGAUGAAAGGCUGCCUUGCGCAGCUUGGUGUAGCUGAGCUGAGCAUCUGUGCAGGUAGUUGCUAGGGGGAAGUUCCCUUCUCACCUUCAUAGGCUGCUUCUUGGAAGCAGCUUUGUGGACUCCCGUUUGCAAAGACAAUUAAGAACUGCAAUGUCUAGAUGAUAGAUCACACGAAAAGGUACCAUCUUCCUAUCUCAGACCUCCACAUCUAGCAGGGAUUCGGCCAAGGGGCUUGCCAGCGACAGGACAAGAUGGUGGGUUCCAUCGCUUGCUGUUUGUCCUUGGCGCUUGGUGAUUAGAGAUGUGUCGCUUCCGAAAGAGGUCAUAAGGAGUAAGAUGAGCCCCGAUGGAUCAGGCCACAGGGCCAUCUUGUCCAGCAUCCUGUGAUCCCAGUGGCCCAGCAGAUGCUGGUGGCAAACCCUUAAGCAGGACCUGAGCACAAGAGCACUGUUCUCUUUUAUGGCUUCCGGCAGCUGGCAUUCAGAAGCUUUACUGCCUCGGUCCCCCUGUUCCUAGCUGCUGUGACCGGAGUCCUUUGAUGGAGAAGACGGUGCCUCAGGUGGUGCCUUGGAUGCAGCAGGCAUUGGGUUCAAUGGCCAGUGAUGGAGGAAGGCCCUUCUCUGAGGAGCUUCUGCCAAUCUUGAGGAGACAGUGGACAGCCUGAGCUGGCAUAAGGCACCUUCUGAUGUUCCAUUGGGUUUUUAAACCCCGUUUCGUUUGGGGAACCUUGUCGACUGCCGAGUCCUUGAGCAUCGCAGAGGAUUCCUCAGGUGCACAAUUGGUUUGCAAGGGCAGAAUACAAGCCCUCUUUUAUUACCCCAGGACACAAUCUGUUGCUUUUCUGUGGCUGGAUGAGGAAGAUGGGCACAAAUCACGGCUAAGGGAAUUUUGUCUGCCGUGACGCAUCUUCUCAUUGAGGAGGAAGUUCCAUGGAACGACCACAGUCUGAAAAAACGUGAGAAAAAGACGAUGGGGCACUUCUGCAUUCGUUUGUUAGGAGCUGCUGUCAGAUGUUUAGGGUAGGAGGUGGCGACUGCCAUCAUGGUUCCCGUGGGUGCAGUGGUACCCUUGAGAUCUUCUCCUGGAACCCACAAAGCCUCUGAACCAACCUUUGCUCUGCCGCCUUGUGAUGAGGUGUCAAGCUGGGUUACCCUUCUCUACCUUGAAGAAAAAGGAAGGCUUGGAAAAUGCAUAGCAUUCUGGAGCAGGAAGCUGGAAGAGGGAAUUUCUUCCCCACUUCCUCUUUCAGCUCUGUGUGCCUUUUCAAGACUAGUUGGAUUAGUUUAACUGAAUCUAGCUUUUUAUCUUUAUCCCUUGGAAAAGCAGAGAAUGUGCAUGUGAACAUGCUCUUUCUGGCCCUCUUGGGGAGCAGCAUGCAGAGGAGGAGAGGAAAGAAGUAGCCUACAGCACUUGCUCAAAAAGCCGGACUUCUUCAUGGGCCCAAAAAGCCCAGCUAAACAAAUAUUUCAAUGGUGUCAAAAGAGGACUGGACAUGAGUUCAUGAGCAGAAGGCCAUCAAUAUCUACUAGCCACAAUGGCUAUACUCUGCCUUCAAGAUUGCUUCUGAAGACCAGUUGCUGGAGGGGACGUGGGUGGCACUGUGGGUUAAACCACAGAGCCUAGGACUUGCCGAUCAGAAGGUCGGCGGUUCGAAUCCCCACGACGGGAUGAACUCCCGUUGCUUGGUCCCUGCUCCUGCCAUCCUAGCAGUUUGAAAGCACAUCAGAGUGCAAGUAGAUAAAUAGGUACCGCUCUGGCGGGAAGGUAUACGGCGUUUCCGUGCGCUGCUCUGGUUCGCCAGAAGUGGCUUAGUCAUGCUGGCCACAUGACCCGGAAGCUGUAUGCCGGCUCUCUCGGCCAGUAAAGCGAGAUGAGCGCCGCAACCCCAGAGUCUGUCAUGACUGGACCUAAUGGUCAGGGGUCCCUUUACCUUUACAGGAGGGGAGAGGGCUCAUGUGCUCCAGUCUUGCUUGCUGGUUUCCUGUUCUGGGUGUGAGAACAGAGUGCUGGACUAGAUGGGCCAUUGGCCUGAUCCAGUAGCCUCUUCUUAUGUUCAAAUGUUCUAAGUUCCUGGGCGACCUCAGUUUCCCUUUGUUACUCUGUGGUCUGACCUAUUACCAGUAUGGCUGACCUAUUGCCACUGUUUCUCGGGGAUUUAUACAGCAAUCCAUCUUUCCACAUUCCUUGGGUGGAUCAGAACAAAAUACUAGAUAAAAUAACGCAACCAUAAUACAAUAGUGGCAACAAUCCAUAGAAAAGUGUUGUUUGCAUAGAGGCAGCGUGAAGUGGUUCACAAUCCUGAUAUAAAACAGUUAAAAAGCCGGGGUGAUAGCUGGGUAAUGUUAACCCUUUCAGUAGGUGCAUUAUUGUAGGAUUUUGGGGGAUGAACUGUUGUUCGGCUGUUGGCCAUUCCAGUGUUUCAAGCCUCUGGUUGUUGUUUUUUUGAGGAUUAAUGCCCUAGCCAUUGUGUAUUCGGUAUUGAAUGUGUUCCUCUGUGGAAAACUUUUCCUUUGCCCACAAUUCCGUUGUACCAUUUUGUUAGGUAGAAAUACAUCCUUGAGGGUUGGUUUUUAAAACAGGUAACUUAAAUUGCCCAGAAAAAGGCCCAGUUCAAAACCAUUCAUUUAAACUAGCUUUCUCAUCUUCUAAUUCAGGCAUACCCUCGGCAAGCAUGCAUAUUAAUUGGUUGCUAUAACAAAUAAAACCUAUGUGCUUAUGAAGCACAUAAGAAAUUUCUAUAUUUAUGCAGAGGCAUAUUCCAAAUCCUGGAGUCAUGCAGCUCACAUGUCUUUUGUGCUGUGCAUGUAUAUGCAAUUGCUUAGAAGUGCAGUUGCGAAUUAACAGUAUCUGCUUUGAGUUUUCUGUGUGCAUAUAAGGAUACUAAGCCACAUCAUUUCCUUGAAAAUCGUUCUGCUUAUCUUCGGGCCAUGGAAAUUAAAUGUCCAUUCAUUUCUGCCUGGCAAUCUGAAAUCAUAAUUUGGACAAAAAUAAACACAAUAUAUCAUUUCAGAGUACUUCAUGCUUUCUCCACCGAUUUGUUUCCCACAGAAAAGCAGGCUUUCCUCUCGGUUUGUUGAGUCAUGGUUUCAACUUGUAGACUGACUAUGUAGUUCUGCUUGUAAGCCUCAUUGAGUUCAAUGGGACUUACUCACAGGAAAGUGUAAAUAAGAUGCACCCUGUGUUGAUAUGGAUGCUCCAUGAGUUAACAGCCAGGGUUAUUUUAUACCAGGGACAGACAGAUCUAUUUCAUAGGUAGGCAAACUAAGGCCCGGGGGCUGGAUCCGGCCCAAUCGCCUUCCAAAUCCAGCCCGCGGACGGUCUGGGAAUCAGCGUGUUUUUACAUGAGUAGAAUGUGCCCUUUUAUUUAAAAUGCAUCUCUGGAUUAUUUGUGGGGCAUAGGAAUUCGUUCAUUAUUAUUUUUUCCAAAAAAUAGUCCGGCCCCCUACAAGGUCUGAGGGACAGUGGACCGGCCCCCUGCUGAAAAAGUUUGCUGACCCCUGUUCUGUUUCUUUGGUGAUCCCUCCUAAGAUUGUCUUCCAUGAACAUGGUAUUAACGGUGUGUCCGUAAGUGACUGUGGAGGCCAAUUCUGCGUCCACACGUCCCUCCGCUGUGGGGACAUAGGUUUCUGGGCAGAAGUUGAUCACGAUGUGGGGUUUGCCAAACGUGCCUUCCUUUUGGGUCGUUUCUCCCUGAGUUUCUGCUUCUUCAAAGUCCAUGAUGCCUUUGGUAAAGGCUAUUUUCCAAUUGGAGCGCUCGCAGGGACAGAUAGAGAGAUAUUAAUGGAAACAUAACCGACGUUCUGUUUUCCAGAAAUCUGAUUUGAAAUUUUAAAACCCGGCUUCAAUCAGUUUUAAGUAGGGAUUUGAAUCUGUGUUUCCCUGUUCUUCUAAGCUGACUUCUCUUAACCGUACCAGCUCUCCUACCUCUGAGGAAAGUAAUAAAUUUGCAGGCUGUGAUGUAGACUUCCCUUUUCUCAUUUCUCCCAAGCGCCCAAAUACGUUGUUUUGUGAGGUGGCGAGCAUUUUCUGUUCGAGACAUGCCACUUCCCUCUAUCAUCUGUGGAUGAGGUGCUUUUGGGACUAUGUGGAAUCUACCCACAAACCAGCAUGUAUCAUAUGAACGCAAACUUGGCUACUGGGGUUUUUUUGGGGGGGGUGUAUGUGUUAUUUUUUGGAGGUUUUCUGGAGCUUGAGGCUUUUUCUCCACAUCAAGAUGCGCUUGGUUUGAGAGCACAGUUGUUAUUUAGCAAUUGUGUCUGUUGUGGGACAUCCGGUGUGUCUGUACACGCCUUCCCUUGAUGCUGAACUUGGGAUGGUAAUCAUGAGGUAAUUUGUGAGGUAAUCAUGAGGUAUUAUUUGCCUUCCCUUUCCAAAGGCGAAGGAGUCUCCUCAGGUUCUUCUGGAACCUUCCCGGAGGAAGGCCCUCGGUGGGCACCCCCCCCCCCAGAAACAAUACCCUAUUUCCACAGGAGGAAAACCCUCUGGUUGUUUUUAAGUUGGCAAAACUUGACAAAAGAUCCAGAUGCAGUUGCCCGUAAAUAACAGCCUUCAUUUCACCUGCCCGGCCCCUUGAGGAAACAUUUGCCUUUGCCUACGCCUUAGAAAGUGACGUGUCUGCUAGUCAUAACUCUGUUUUAUGUUUUAGUGCCAAGCAGUGCUGAACCAAACAGUGACCAUCACUCUGGAGACUUUUCUCCUACACUUGUAUGCCUUUUUUUGACUCCGGACUGGGGGCAUCAGCACUAUACAUUUAAAGCAGUAUGAUACCGCUUUUAACAGCCAUGGUUUCCCCCAGACAAUCCUGGGGUGCCGAGAGUUUUGUGGGACACCUUAUUCCCCUCUCAGGGCUACAGUUUCCCCCAGGUCCCUGGAGCGAGGCAUUCAGACACUCUGGGAAUUGUAGCUCAGGUUGAGCUACCCUUCGCAAACUACAGUUCCCAGGUUUCUUUGAGGGAAGCCAUGACUGUUCAAGCAGUGUAAUUGUGCUCUAAAUGUACAGUGCCGAGAAGGCCUCAUAUGCACAUGCUUUUUAUCUCCUGCUCACUUCAGCUGCUCUGGGGUUGCCAGCGCUCCAAAUCUGCUUCAGCGUCUUCUGACGGAGGAGCACAUUUCUGAGGGAGGACUGAGGCCUAUUUCAAAGCUCUCCAAAAGGGGCACUCUGCAAAUUCAGCGCUCGGUACUUUCCCCUCAGUUCCUGUCCCCCAAAGAGCUUGAUUUUUUACUGGAGAGGGAAACGCACUCUGCGCAUGCUCAGAGGGUCUGAGUUAACAGAAGCUGUAACAGUGAAAUGAUAGCAAUCCUAUUGACAAGUACAAAAACGUAAACUGAGGGGGAAGGGCAGGCUUAAACUGGUGGGCUCCUUCCACGAAGGGGAAUCAAAGUUGUAGUAGUAACUUUUGUACAAAAAUAGUGCUUUUGUAGAGGUAUUUCUAUAGCAUCUUCAAGAGCCCUUCUAAUCCCGGGAGACUCCUCCACAACGAGGCAAGCUUAUAAAACUGUAAGACCAAACAAGUGGAAAUGCUUAUUCCUUGAGCAUUACCAGCUGGCUUUGUGUGUGCGUGUGUGAAAACUGUUGUGUGUGUACAUAAAAGCGUCACAAAUGUGCUUAGCUCACAUACAGGGGUAAUUCCAAAUGCCCGUCAUCUAACAGGUGUGUAAAAAGAUAUGCAUGUUUCCUUUUCCUCACUUCCCCACCCCACUGCCCUGGCCCAGCAGUAAAACGGUUCGUGGCAACUUUUUACAGGGUCUGCGUCCUUGCAAGUGUGCUGCGGACCCCUUUAUGCAGUUUGGGUUAAAUUUUUAAAAUAUGCAGGGCGAGCAGACAGGGCACAAGCCAUUCUAGUUUGGGUUUUAAACCUCUCAAGUCCUGCAAAACAGCAGCAGCAGCACACUGUUGCAUCUAUCCAAGGCUGCUGGUAUAGGAAUUGGGGCUUCUUUUUCUGGCUCUGUUCAAAACUGUUUUCACCAGCACCCUUAGGGCGGCAUGCAUAUUUCGGUAGCUUGGAGUAGGCGCCACCAGGCAUCAAAAGACAUGCACCUUCUGCUAAUGUGUACAGAAGCCUGGCCCCCUAGGAAGGAACCUUAUCUCUUCGUUCUGCACAAUAAGGCCCUUAUGUCCCAUGAAUUCGCAGCCUUUCAUUUUGACUGCAGUCCUGUCUGCGCUCAGUAUCUUGAGUUUGCUGCCGGAGGGGUGCAGACUUUUAAAAUGGGGGUGGCGUGGGGAGUGUCUCAAUUACUACUUGGCUAUGAACUUCUGUUGGAUAAAAGGCCAUUCUUUCAACCUGAAAGGGUUUGAGAGCAAAAGGAGACAGGUGGGACUUGCAACAGGUUAUUAUUUAUUUAUUAUAUUUGCAUUAACAGCCCUUCUGCCGCAGAUCUCGGGGCAGUUCACAACAUAAAAAUGCAACAUAAAAGCACAAAGUGCAUGAUUAACAACAACAACAACAGCAACAAGCCCACAAACACAUUUAAAAGGGGAGUGGGAUGGUAUAAGAUAUUAGUCAGUCAAAGGCCCGGUUGAAGAGGAAGGAUAUAUAACGAAGGCACAAGGCGAGCCUCUCUGGGGAGAGCAUUCCACAAAUGGGGAGCCACUGCAGAAAAGACCCUGUUCUUAUGUUGCCACCCUCUGGGCCUCUCGUGGAGGAGGCACUCGAGGAAGGGCCUCAGAUGAUCAUCGCAGGGCCUGGGUUGGUUCAUAUGGGGAGAGGCAGUCCUGGAGGUAUUGUGGUCCUGAGUCACUGAAGGCUUUAGAGGUCCAAACCAGCUCUUUGAAUUGGGUCCGGAAACUAAUGGGCAGCUGCUAAAGCCAAAAUCAGUGCCAUAUGCUCAAACCGCCCCGUCCCAGUGAGCAACCUGACCCUCCCAAACCAGGUUGCUUCUGUGCCCUCAAGUCAUGCCUUCCUCUAGGGUGCUGAGCCGUAAGGAACUGAAGCAGCGCAUUCUGCUUCUUGCAACCGUUUUCUGUUUUAUUUUCCCAACUCAUCGUCAACAUGCCAUAGCUGCCAGAGCAUACUCCAUCUUCAGUGGACUGUGUUAUUGCCUCUGUGUUUUUCUUUUCUGAAAGUUUUUUUUUUUUGCGGUGGGGGGUGCUACUUCAAAUCUCAGAGCUCUCCCGAUCACUCUCCUAUUUUGGCUACAGUCCAGUCGGUACUCCAUAUCUUGUGUUUGCUGUUAGUGUUAAGGAAGUGCAGUUGUGUGUCACAGAGUAUUUCGACAUAUUUCAGACUAAAUAGCAUCUAGUAGUUCCUGUUAUUUGGCGGGGAGAGGUCAGCAGUAAAAGUAUGUGUGCAAAAUUCACCUGUGACGAAGAAGUAGAUUUCCCAAAUGGGGUGUGGGUGGGUGUAAGUGCGCACGUACACACACACACACACACACACACACACACACACGAACUUGCAAAGCACAGUGCUACUCGGUGUGGCUUUGUGUGCAGUGUUUUCCACUUUGUUCCCGCAUUUUUCCUCUUCCUGCUCUUGAAAACUGGCAUGUGUGUGUGGGUGAGGUGACCUUGCAUUUGGACUUGAAAUGUAGAAAUAGUGUCCUGCACGUUGCACACCAAACGUCGUUCCUGUGUUGCAGUAUUCAGUGGAGAUGCCAUCCUUCUAACAGAGACAUUUUAAGCCAAAGGCAUCACUUUGCUUACAUGGUGAAAAUGGACCAUUGUUGUUGUUGUUUAGUCAUUUAAUCGUGCCCGACUCUUCGUGACCCCCUGGACCAGAGCGCGCCAGGCACUUCUGUCUUCCACUGCCUCCCGCAGUUUGGUCAAACUCAUGCUGGUCGCUUCGAGAACACUGUCCAGCCAUCUCGUCCUCUGUCGUCCCCUUCUCCUUGUGCCCUCCAUCUUUCCCAACAUCAGGGUCUUUUCCAGGGAGUCUUCUCUUCUCAUGAGGUGGCCAAAGUAUUGGAGCGUUGAACCUGGGACUUUUUGCAUGUAGGACAGAUGGAUGCUCUUCCACUGUGCUAGCCCUUCCCCAGGUUCUCCAAUGAUGCCAUACAGCGGCCACAUUCACACAUUCUUUUAAAGCACUAUGAUACCACUUGUGGCUUCCCCCGGAGGAUUCUGGGAGCUGUAGUUCGUUAAAGGGUCUGAGAGUUGAUAGGAAACCCCCCCCCCUCUCAGAGGUACAGUUCCCAGAGUGGUUUAACUAUUGGGUCCCUCUUAACUCUGGGAAUUGUAGCUCUGGGAGGGGCCUCCUGACACCUCUCCGCACCUUUGACAAACUAUAGAUCUCAGGGUUCUUUGGAGGCAAAGUAUGGUGUGAGAGUGGCCUUAGUGAGGCCCAAGCAGACCAGUUCCUGAUUAGUUUAUUCUAACCCAUCUUGUUCCUUCACAACAAUGGAGGGAAAGACUUGCAUGAUGAAACUAAUGGCACCUCUUUACUAGACUUGUGUGCCUCUUAAGAUGGGCAGAGACGCUGCUUUGCUUGUAAUUAAGUUAAAACUUUGAACCAUGUGCAUCAUUCGCCUUCCUCCUCUCAUGUUGCAGAGAGCAUCUUUUAAUCACAUACAUGCACCCUCCUAUAAAUACUCAAAACUAUGACUGAUGAGUUUCCCCUUGCAGAAUUCUAUUUGCUGUCUCUCUUCCCCCCCCCCCCCGCAGUGCUGUGAGCUCACUCACAAACCCUCCCCCCCCCCCCCCGCCCCCAGAUAGGUCUGAAAAUAAUAUUUCCCCUCUUUGCUCCCAUCCCCCACCCAUUUCUUUCUCCCUCUCCUUCCCUCCCUUGUCUGCCCAAGAGCCAGAACUCAUCAUUAGCAUGAGAAAAGCCGUCUGCAAGCCAUGCCCCUGAGGAGGCGACUGCAGCAAGGACGGGGUUAACCCUCUCCUGCCCCUGCUGAGUUGAGGCUUGCUCACCCUGGGGAGAGUGCUGGUGGGGGGUGGCUUUGGGGAGGAUUUUUAUUUUAGAAGCCCGGUUGGCACCCACAGGGUGAUUCUGCCCCUCUCUGCCCUUGCCCACACCUCAACAUCCCCACACCCUUGUGUUUCUUGAAUCCGCUGUCUCCUGCUUGUUGACUCACCCUUGCCCCCAUGAGCUACGAUAUCUUGGCAGGCUUCCUUACGUAUCUAACUCUCCUAUGCACAAGAGUCUCAGUAUGCCAGAACAUGGCUGGCGUGUUGUGCUGUGUAGCUUUGUGCACGAAAUUUAACGAGAGAGAGCUUCGUCUUCUGUGUCCCUCUUGCUACCCAGAGGUUUUUUGGAUAUGCAGGUGCCUUGGAUAAACGUGCCGGGAACCUCCUUUAAAGCACAUUUGGAGCACUAAUUUAGCAGUCAUGGCUUCCCUCUCCCCACAAAGAAUCCCGGGAACUGUAGUUCACCCCUCACACAGCACACUUAACAAACUACAGCUCCCAGGUUCCUUUUUUUGGCGGGGAAUACAUUGAAUGUACAGUGGUGCCUUGGGUUGCAUACGCUUCAGGUUACAGACUCUGCUAACCCAGGAAUGGUACCCUGGGUUAAAAACUUUGCUUCAGGAUGAGAACAGAAAUCGGGCUCCGGUGGCGCAGUGGCAGCAGGAGGCCCCAUUAGCUAAAGUGGUGAUUCAGAUUAAGAACAGUUUCAGGUUAAGAAUGGACCUCCGGAACGAAUUACGUUCUUAACCCGAGGUAACACUGUAUUCUGUAGAUGUGGCUUCGGUGAUUUUUAACCUGCGCAUAGGAAUGGCGGCAUUGACUUUCCUGGUUUUCUGAACCUUACUUUGGGGGUGUGGCAGGGGGGAGGACACAUCUGGGACGUUUUGCAAGUAUAGCUAGGGCUGCCAUAUGUCUGGAAUUUUUGGGGGGCAUUACCGGGAUUUCAAAGGCAGAAUUUUUGUCCAGGGGGAAUUUCCGCUUUGUCAAACGAAAAAAAUAGCUCAACAAUUUUCGGGGUUUCCUAGAAAAACUCAGCAACUGUCAGGGUCUCCUGGUUUUUACUUUUUGAAAUAGGGCAGCCCUAGGUAAGGCAGAUCUUCCUCUGCCACUGAACUGCAGCCCUUAUUCAGGUUUGGGGAGAGUCUUCACCUGUUGGUGUCCAUUCUUCAGAUGUUGCAGCUGCUGUUGUUGCAGAGGAGACCUCCAAUUCACUCUGUACACGCCUGAGAGCACCCUCUCUAUUUGUUCACAUAGCCUCAAUAUGUCAGGACUUCCAGGACAGGUGCCUGUUGAUGAGUUCAGGCUGGGAUCCAACCCAGUCAGCCUUGUUCCAGCCCAUCUCUUUGUUAGGCUGGGAGACAGACAAAUGAGUUGUGUCAAUUUUGUCCCAGGAGCCAAGCCGGCAGCGUCCGGCUCCCUAUUGCUAUGGCAACUGGAGGCUUUCUCGUUCGCCUUCUCCUUCCAUACUUCUCUGUGAGGCAGAGACAAGCUCUUUUCUUCUUCUAGUAGACCUACAGGGGAUCUGAACACCCUGUGAGGUCUUCAGGGGUGGACCCUGUUUUGGAUGAAGGAUACAAGAUGCAAGUAUCAUCAUCAUCAUCAUCAUCAUCAUUAUUACAGUUCUAUCCCACCUUUCAUAUAAGGAGCUCAAGGUGGCAUUUAUGCCUCCCUCUUCAUUUUAACUUCACAACAACCGUGCCAGGUAGGCUAGGCAAUUCCAGAGCUAUUACCCCCAGAAUGUGUGUGUUUUUACAUUCAAGGCAUUAGUGGAUGCUGAAGAAAGCCCCAAGCCAAUUCUUGACACAGAUAUGAUGCUGUUGAUUGAUUCACCUUGCUUCCUUCUCUCUCUCCCUCCCUCUCCCCCCACUUAUUUUUACUUUUUGUGCUGUGCUAAGUGAUUGUGUAGCCUCCACAGAAUUGGGCGAAGUACCAAGCUACACAUAAAUUUGCUGCGUAUGAAGGAACCCCGCAAUUUCCAGGAAGGAUUAUUAUCUCCAGGUGGUUUUUGGGGGGCUCCAACUUCCAUCAGCCCCAGCCACCAUGGUAAACGGUCAGGAAUGAUGGGAGCUGUAGUCCACUAUUUAUCUGGAGGGGCAGCCCUGGUUGGCUUAUCCUUGAUUGGCCCAUCCCUGAUCAAGGGUAGUUGUUGCAGGUUAGCAAUCUUGGGAAGAAGUUGGGAAAGUGGGGUUCGGGGGUUGCUAUGCUUGCUGACCCAUCUGUAAGCCAGGCAGUGUACAGAGGUUUUCUGUUGUUCUAGGUUUCGUAAUUCCCUGAACAGGCCCUUCUCCCACAUAUGGAAAAAUGUGUGAGCUCACUGGGAUGUGUUUGCUAGGGGGUCCUUAGCCAACCCAUCCAUUGAUCCUCGAUUUGAACCUCCUCCAUUGAUCCAUUGAACCUCCUCCAUUGCUUGAGAUUUUGGGCCAAUACACUUGACGUCUUUGCUUGCUUUCCUUUGCUCUGUUCUUUGCUUAUUUAGCAUGCUUUGGCCUUGCUAGGAACCAGACUGCCAUUGGCUUUCCUCUUUCUUCCAGCUGUGAUCAGGGGGGAUAUGUGGUGUCAAGCCUGGACUUGAAUGUAAACUGGCAUCCCAAAAGAUGUGGGGGAGCCCCCCCCCCCGGCCUGUGUAUAGUGGUACCUCGGGUUAAGAACUUAAUUUGUUCUGGAGGUCCAUUUUUAACCUGAAACUGUUCUUAACCUGAGGUACGACUUUAGCUAAAGGGCCUCCUGCUGCCGCUGCGCUACUGCCUCAUGAUUUCUGUUCUCAUCCUGAAGCAAAGUUCUUAACCCGAGGUACUGUUUCUGGGUUAGCAGAGUCUGUAACCUGAAGCGUCUGUAACUGAAGCAUCUGUAACCCAAGGUACCACUGUAUUCAGUUCUUUCUGGUGCAGAGGUUCAGAUUAUUUGUGCUCCACAGGGCCGUCUUAUCCAUAGGUGCUAGGGGUGUGGGGCACCCGGGCGCCUGGGUCUCAGGGGCACCAGGCCGAGAAUCCGGGGCCGAGAUUUGGAGUCUGGGGAUUGGGAAGAGCUGACAGCCAGUUCUGAUUGGAGCAGAGCCCAUCGAAGCGCCACAGCUCUUCUACUGCGGGCAAGUGAGGGGCUGAGGCAGCCAGCCGGCUCCGCCCUCCUGCGCGCCUGGGAUUGUCAGGCCGCCGAGAGGCCCGCCCAGCGCACGCUGCUCACACGAGGCAUUCAGCCUUGGGCUUGACCGUUGUUGCGCUGGGCUCUGCUUGCCCCCACCCCCAGUUGCCCAGGCCCGGCCUUGCUCUGCUGCCGCUACCACCUCGGGCUCCUCUGCUGCUGCUGAAUUGGCUGGCCAGGCCAGCUCUGCCAUGCACGCCUCACUGGCUCGCCCUAAAAAAAGUCAACAACUUUAGGGUCCCCCCCCCCAAAGGAAAGUCAACAACUCUGGGCAACCUGGGGGAGGGGCGCUGGGCGGAUCUUUGCACCCCGGCGCCACAUAUUCUUAAGACGGCCCUGGUGCUCUAUCUGGAGUGACCAGUUUGGCAUGCCUGUAUGUAUAUUCUUCAGUUUAAACAAGACCAGAGGCAUCUCUUUCCUCUGUCUACCCCAUUACCAACAGACCUUAAUGAAACUUGUGCUUAUUCCUCCUUCACUGGGCUUCCCCUCAACUCUUCCCCUUCGCCACUGUUUUGCUUUUUCCACAAACCAAGCUUAAUCCCAGCUCAGGCCAUGGCUUUCUCUCAACUGCAGAUAACAUUCCUGAGCCAGUCUUCCAUUUCUGUUUGAUGGGCUCUGAGAUAUAAACAGAGGUGCGGCUCCAGUUGUCAGGCCUGACAAGAAGCAAGAGGGGAGGCUUUGGCUGAGUCCUGGAGCGACUGUGUUCUGGCUGUGACUACAGAAGCCAGGCUUUUCCAGUAGAGACAAGGAGUGGUUUCAAGACUUCUGGAUAACCAGACCACAGUGUCAUCCUAAUUUAUGGGGAAUUUGUCUCUGCAUUCCUUGCGGCGGUGCUGUUUGGAAUUGGCUGGCCAUUGGGAAACACCAGAACUCGCCAUGAGUGGCUGGUUAGACAAAAUAUGGGACAUGGCUUUAUCUGAACAUUUAUAGCAUAAUCACUACAGUCAUACCUCGGGUUACAGAUGCUUCAGGUUGUGUUUUUUCGGGUUACGGACCCGCCAAAAUCUGGAAGUACCGGAACAGGUUACUUCCAGGUUUUGGCGGUCGCGUAUGCACAGAAUCGCUAAAUCACGCUUUGCACAUGCGCAGAAGCACCGAAUCACAACCUGCGCGUGCGCAGACGUGGCGCUGUGGGUUGUGAACAUGCCUCCCGCACGGAUCACAUUCGCAACCCAAGCGUCCACUGUAUUGCGUACUUAGAGGAACUGCUAAAACAGUCAAUUGUAAAAGCAUAUGGAGGACUUUUCUGUUGACCAUAACUAGGGGUGGAAUCCUGAUACGUCCACCACUGACUCAGAUUUUUUAUGGAGAGGUUAUAUGCAGGCACUGCCCUUUUUAAUUUUCCACUGAAAUACUGCAAGGGCACAAAUGACACAAUUAUUUUCGAUAUAAAUUUCUUUUUUGUAUGAGACUGAUAUGUUGAUUUUAUGUAGCCCAAAGACUCUUGUUUAGUUAACAUGUUUUCCCUGCCCUUAAACAAAAAACCAUCUGCAUCUGCCCUAGUUUAGGAAUCAGGACUUGACUCUCACACUUCUACACAGCAAGCUGGCUUGCAAGGUUGAAAAAGUCCACAAAGCAGAGAGAGCUUGGGGGGUGGGCUCCAAAUAUCCCACUUCCUCAUAUCACUUGCACUUUUACAGAUGCUUUAUGCAGCAAAACAAAACCUUAAAAAGCAUAAAACUGCCAUUAGUGGGUCAGGUGCAAGUAAUCUUCAGCCCAGGUCAGGUGCAACUAAUCUUUAAGAUGGGAGAGCAUGUUUUGAGCUGAGCAGGGGCCGAAAAGCCAGGAGCAUUGGCCCUCGCUGCUAGUUCAGCAGAGGCUCUUCUGAUUCCCUUCUCCAGCAAUGGGGGUCCUGUAAGAAUCCUCCCUCUAUGUACCUGGGCUGCAUAUUCGUAUGCAUGAGCAAAUGCAGAUAGGGAUGGAGGCCUCUGUUUCUGUUUAUGCUGGAGAAGAGGGGCUUACAGAGCCCUGUGUGCUUGUGUAGGAGAAAGUUGCUAUGGUGCAUGGAAAGGAAUGGGAAAGUCAUCCGAGGGCCCAUCUGCUCAGUUCCUGUGAACUGGAUUGCCGGCUCUACCAUUAGGCAGAGUGGAGUGGCCGCUUGACACUGCGGGGGAUGGGGAGAAGAGCAGCAAGAUGUGUAAGGACAGAGCGGUUUGUGUCGCAUGGCCUGCCCUGUACCUGCUAAGCUGGCCUCUUGCCUUCAGGUGCCAUGGAGGCUGCUAUCCUAUCACCAGUCUUGGAAGUAAGAUUCAGUCUGAGCUUCCUUUCACCUAGGUCCAGUUUGAGAUGAUGAGGCCAUUGAGAGGUUUGUGGAAGGUUCUGUGCUUGGAGGCCUUCUUGCCUGGAACUGAACUCUCCUCUCCUGAAAUGCCAUUGCCAUUAUCCUUUUGUACUGAGAUGCUAAGGAAUGGUUGAAAAUGGACCUCUCCACACCCCUUCCCAGUUAUCUCUGUGUUUAUGCAGCCAGCGGCUCCUCCCUGUGCAAAGUGUGUGGGUACAACAGGAGGUGAAAUGACUGCUUUGCAAUUUAUUGAGUCCCUACACAGCAGAUGACUUAGCUGAUGGGGCAACUGGGCUUCCUAUUCCUGUAUUCUAUUCUCAGUACGUUUCCGAGCACAAUUUAAAGUGUUGGUGCUGACCUUUAAAGCCCUAAACGGCCUCGGUCCAGUAUACCUGAAGGAGCGUCUCCACCCCCAUCGUUCUGCCCGGACACUGAGGUCCAGCACCGAGGGCCUUCUGGCGGUUCCCUCACUGCGAGAGGCCAAGUUACAGGGAACCAGGCAGAGGGCCUUCUCGGUAGUGGCGCCCUCCCUGUGGAACGCCCUCCCAUCAGAUGUCAAAGCGAUAAACAACUACCUGACAUUCAGAAGACAUCUUAAGGCAGCCCUGUUCAGGGAAGUUUUUAAUGUGUGAUUUUAGUGUAUUUUUGGUUUCUGUGGAAGCCGCCCAGAGUGGCUGGGGAAACCCAGCCAGAUGGGCGGGGUACAAAUAAAUUAUUAUUAUUAUUAUUAUUAUUAUUAUUAUUAUCAGUAGAGGUUAUUGUGUUCCGAGUUCCUUGCUGGAAAAGGUGGAAAUGCUGCUGCUUCAUUCCUCCUAAGCUUUGCUCCUGCUUGCCCACAACUUUCAGACUUUGCCGGGUGGAAGAGGGAUGGGGUGGUUGAAAGAGCAGAAUACAAAGGACAGAGAAGGAGCUGGCUGCUCGAUAGCGAGAGCUGAAAAGAUGAGCUGUGAAGCGCUGUCUCUGCUUGUCGAAAUCUCCCCGUGGACUCAGCAUUGCCUUGGGCCCAGUGGGAUUAGGAGAAGAGUAAUCUUAAUGGACGUGGAUGAGCUAAGCUUCCUUUCCAUUCCACACACUCCCUGCACUGAGCUAAUGCUUGUUCCUCUUGGAGACUUGCUUGGGCUUCCAUAUUGGUGCCAAACCAAUGGACAGUGGUGCGAGCCAACACAACUGGUGCCAGUUGUAGAGGCGACUGUGAAUUGGCAUGGUUCGAUAUUUGGCACUGACAUAAGACCUGAACCCUGUUUACAUCAGGAUGGUGGUUAUUAUUUACCCCUAAAGUUACCAGAGGGGAGGCGGGUGGUGCUGUGGGUUAAACCACAGAGCCUAGGACUUGCCGAUCAGAAGGUCGGCGGUUCGAAUCCCCGCGACGGGGUGAGCUCCCGUUGCUCUGUCCCUGCUCCUGCCAACCUAGCAGUUCGAAAGCAUGUCAAAGUGCAAGUAGAUAAAUAGGCACCGCUCUGGCAGGAAGGUAAACGGCAUUUCUGUGCGCUGCUCUGGUUCGCCAGAAGUGGCUUAGUCCUGCUGGCCACAUGACCCGGAAGCUGUAUGCUGGCUCCCUCGGCCAAUAAAGCGAGAUGAGCGCCACAACCCCAGAGUCGGCCACGACUGGACCUAAUGGUCAGGGGUCCCUUUACCUUUAAAGUUACCAGGGCAGCUUACAACAAUUAAAGCAAAAUGUUAAAACAGCCCAAAACAACUCGCAACCACAGAAGCGAUGCGGGUCCCAGAAAUAUACACCUCACUUGUUAAAAGUCAGGAUGAAGAGGUGUGUCGUCAGCAUUCAGCCCAAAGCUGUGUAAAGAAGGCAUCAGGUACACUUCAGUGAGGAAGGAGUUCCACAAGGUCUGGGCUGCCACAAACAAUGCCCCUAUCCUGGGCAACCAUCACUCCAAACCACUUGACCAAUUGUGGCACCCAAGGGGGUCUUUAGGGAGGGAGGCAUUCUUUUAAGUACAGUGGUGCCUCGCAAGACGAAAAGAAUCCGUUCUGGGAGUCUCUUCGUCUAGCGGUUUUUUCGUCUUGCGAAGCAAGCCCAUUGAUGGGAUUAGCGGAUUAGCGCUAUUAGCGGCUUUUAGCGGCUUUUAGCGGCUUUUAGCAGCUUAUCAGCUUAUCGGAUAAGCAGAUAAGCGGCUUAGCGACUUAGCAAAAGAGGGGCGAAAGGAAAAAAAAGAACUCGCAAGACAUUUUCGUCUUGCGAAGCAAGCCCAUAGCAGAUUCGUUUUGCGAGGCACCUCCAAAACGGAAAACUCUUUCGUCUAGCGAGUUUUCCGUCUUGCGAGACAUUCGUCUUGCGGGGCACCACUGUAUUUGGUGCCUGAGUCAUUUAGGGCUUUAAACACCAGCAUGUUAUUACGGCAUGGUGAUUAUUAAUUAAAUUUAUAUUCUUCCCUCCUGAAAGGGCCCAGGGCAGCAAACAACUAGUAAUGAAGCAUCUUAAAAACCAUUCUGGUGCAGAUGCAGACAGGGAAGGGCCUCAACUUAAAAGGCUUGUUGUUGAAAGGGGAAAGUCUUCGGGAGGCACCCAAAAGACAACAGAGGAAAACUUGUUUUAAUAUUCAAGUUCAUGAAUGGGAGUCCACUUGGAGGCUUGCAAAAGCAGAAAUGAUGAACCACUGCACAGCCCUUUGGCUGAACAUAGGGAAGUAUGGGAGGCCCUGCCACCGUGACCCUACUUUAUUUUCUUCCCUUUCAUGUGCUAAGUACAGUGGUACCUUGGGUUAAGUACUUAAUUCGUUCCAGAGGUCCGUUCUUAACCUGAAACUGUUCUUAACCUGAAGCACCACUUUAGCUAAUGGGGCUUCCUGCUGCCACCGCGCUGCCGAAGCACGAUUUCUGUUCUCAUCCUGAAGCAAAGUUCUUAACCCGAGGUACUAUUUCUGGGUUAGCGGAGUCUGUAACCUGCAGAGUAUGUAACCUGAUGCGUAUGUAACCCGAGGUACCACUGUAUACUCUGUUUGUGAUCUGAACGAGGUGUUAGCGGUGGUUCAGGAGUAUUGCUAUACGUUUUCAAAAGCCUAAAGAAGGUGUUUCGGAUUGUGUUCUCAGAAAGUUGCCCCACACAAGAGCCUCACUCCUUAAAGUAUGCGGACUGCGGCUGAAGUUGCAAAGCAAACAAGGAAACUUAUUCUCAUUCUCUCUGUAUUUGUAACUCCGUAAAGAUGGGGCACAUAGCUAAAGGUUUGGGGUGGCGGACCUGUGACCCUUCAGGUGUUGUUGGGCUACAGGUCCCACCCUCCUUGGCCGAACGGAUGCCUCUGUUCUCUUUGCAACAGUACACCAGCUUAUCAUCUUUUAAAUCUGAAAAAGGCAUUUAAUAAAGCAAAACGGCCUCAGGUUUUCCAGAAACGGCAGCUUGUUCGUGCUCCGUGCGAUUUGCAGAAAGAUUGACUCGAGCGUUCUGGAGGCGUGACCUUGCGAAGCCUCUUUUCUUCCUCUGAUCUGAUCGGUUUCCUCUGCUCUUUUCCAGGGGGUCUGGGUGGAUGGGUAGGAGGACUGGAGGUGCUGAGGGAGGCGGGGAGACAGAGAGGCACAAGCUUGAGAGCUCUCUGCACGUUCCUUCCCAGACCCUGAAGGACGCCUGCCCCCUCAGCCUCUUUCUCUCACCUGCCUAGUUCUUUGGGUUGUCAUUUAAGAUCUGCCUUGGCUGCUCCUUGCUUGGGUUGUUUACCAUUUUUCCCCUGGACGUGGGGCUUGAUAGCUGGGAGGUUGUUCCGUGCUCCCGCCCUCUAAAAUACCCUCCCUGCAGCUUGCUCCAUUUAACCGCUUUGUUUGCAUGCAGCUGAACAUCAAACAGCACUUUAGGCUCUGCCCUUGGCUCCCUCCCUCCCUCCCUCCCUGCCCCCAGCUCCAGAUUUCUCCUGUAUAUGUCUCCUGUUGUUUGUACACACGUGCACGCAAAGUCUUUCUUUAUUUCAGCCUGCAACGGUAGUGGUGGUAGGGUGACCUAGUUAAUUCUCCCAGAUAAUUUGCAUGUAUAUUAAGAUAUGUAAAAAUCCAUCCCCUCAAGGGACGCUUGGUCUGUGGCUAAGCCGUAUUGAUCGUCUCUUGACGCCCGUGUUCUUCUUCUCAGCAGCAUCUAGCCCGGUUUCUCUCCCGUAAGCAAAAGGCCUAGUGAGCUGUUUCCCCGGCAGAAUGACCUUGCAAAUUUCAGGGGUCCGAGCUUUGAGGACCGUGGUUGCGCUCCUACUCGCGCUGACCUUUGGGGUGAUAAAUCUGCAGCUCUUGUGUGGAUGCAAAUUGAUUAAACCUGUGGUCUGCAAGGCCUUCCCCCGCGAAGGGGAUUUGUGGCUGAAGAAAUAUUUCUUAAUCCACAGACAAAAGCUGGAAGAGAGAGGGAAGAUGGAGCUGGAGCAGGAAUGAGAUGGGGAGCAAUCUGAAAAGGAAGGGGAGGUGGAGGUGGAAUUAGGCCAUUCCCUUCAAAUUUUGUUGUUGUUGUUGGACUCCAUCUCCCAUCAUCCCUGACCAUUGGCCAUGCUGGCUGGGGCUGUUGGGAAUUGGAGUCCAGCAACAUCUGGAGGAUGACAGGUUGGGAGGUUGGUGUAGAGAGGUAGGAAAUACACAGGUAACAGGAUGAAUGUGAGGUAAUGUACCUUCAUUUACUGAAGUUUAGCGGUCACCAAGCUGGUUCCCAUUGACAUCUUGGCACCUGUGAAGGCUUUUGGUACUUAGCAAGCCUUGGGUUAGAAGAAGAAGAAGAAGGAUGUGAGGGCGAUCUGGCUGCGACAUCUGUCACCCCAUUGAUCGCCAGGGUUGAUUCGGCUGAUCUGGCUGGCUAGGCGGGUGUCCCCUUCCUCCCUCACCGCUCCAUGUGCGUCCCUCCCGAAGCUGCGCACUCGGUGGAAGAGGACGACCAUCCCAGAUAGAAGGAGUGUACCGUUCUUCGGUCAAGGGUAUACGAUAGCUGCGCUCCCCUGCUAGAACCUCCAAACAAGCUCAAGGUCCAUUUGUAGGAGAACGUAGGGUAGUCAAGCUUCCAAGACUCCAGACACAUCCAAGUAAGGCGCUGCAUGUGGCAGUUUGCCAUUCAAAAAAAAAAAAAGAAGAAGAAGAAGAAGAAGAAGAAGAGUUUGGAUUUGAUAUCCCACCUUUCACUCCCUUUAAGGAGUCUCAAAGCGGCUAACAUUCUCCUUUCCCUUCCUCCCCCACAACAAACACUCUGUGAGGUGAGUGGGGCUGAGAGACUUCAAAGAAGUGUGACUGGCCCAAGGUCACCCAGCAGCUGCAUGUGGAGGAGCGGAGACACGAACCCGGUUCCCCAGAUUACAAGACUACUGCUCUUAACCACUACACCAUACUGGCUCUGAAGCCUUGCCUUCAGAGUUUAGUGCAACGAAACCCAAAGCCCCACGCUGUUCCUUCGCAGUGAGAGGGCCAACACCGCUGCUUAUGUUCGGAGCAGCAGGAACCUUGUCUUGGCAGCACCUGCCAAGUUGGGGGGGGUCCUUUUCUCCUUUCUGGCAGAAGUGACAGCUGCCUCUGUCUUGGCAGGCAUGUGUUGAAGCUGAAGGGGCUGGCAUAUUUGCCCUUCAUGCAUGUGUUAGCAGUUCCCUUCUGCAGAAGACGACUCUUUCAGAUGCAGUAGCUUGCUGGGUGAGAACAUUUGGCUUGGACACUUACUGCCAUCAGGGGUAGUGGACCUUCUCAGGCAUGAAGUCCUUGAGGGAGAUCAGGCUGAAAUUAACAUAAAGACCUUUUCUGGCUCUGUAUAUGCUCUACAACAGGAGUGUCCAAACUUUUCAAAGAGGGCCAGAUUUGAUGAAGUGAACAUACGUGAUGGCCUUCCAAAGGGCCGACCGAAAUAGUUGAGCUUUUUUUAGGAUUUUACCUCAGGAAAUAAACUGCCACAGGGGCUGGAUUAAACCGACUGGCGGGCCGGAUUAGGCCCCCGAAACGGAUUUUGGACAUGCCUGCCCUACAACAACUCUUGGAAUUUCCCUCUGCCUUUUCCUUUUCACCUUUCGGUGCAAGUCUUUGGUGCUUCAGCUAGCACGCCAGAGUAGAUCAGCGUUGUCAGGCUGCUGUCUUCCACCCCCGGGACGUCUUCUGCGAUUAGGACGCUGUUCUUAGAUAACUCAGAAUUGUGAUUCAUUUGAAUUGUAGCUUCACACCCUGCUUCUUUUUCCUUCCCCAGCUUCUGGGCAAAGAAAUGUAUGGCAGUGAUAGAGAAGAGCUGGCUCCAUUUUCGACAUUUACGUACCACAUCCGCUUUCCUUAAAGCUGGGGAAAUGGCUAGCGUUGGUAAAAGUGUUGUGUUCUAAUCUAAGUGGUAUGGUGAGCUGGUAGUUUCAUCAAACUUGUUCUCUUUUAUUCCCAAAUGAAAAUGGAUAGGGGAGCCCAUCUGUCAAAAUCCCUUGUGUAGUUUUCCAAGUCUCACCCCCCUCUCCUCUGUUUCAAGUCCUCAUUCUUGGGGAUUUAAAAGGGCAGUGCAGGUUUUAAGAGAGCCCUCUGGAGGCUGAAAUGGGAGUGCAGGGGCUGCCUCAAAGCGCUUUGCAAAAGUGCAAUUUGAAGCAGCUUGCUUUUCUCCUUUAAGUGAGUUGGCAUGCCGGCUGCUGCCACUGCACACUUAAAGGAGAAGUGUCAGCUGCUUCAAAUAGCACUUUUGCAAAGGGCUUUAAUCCCUGCCCCUCCUACUGGGAACAGGGUUUGCAACCAAUACAGGAUUAAACCCUCUCCUUCCACCAGUGAUGUCAGCUGAUGGGCAAGUGGACAUGGUUUGGGGAAAAUGGUCUUACAGGCCAAAUUGGACUCUGUGACAGGCCAGAAAUGGCUCAGGGAGCAGAGAUUCCCCACUGCUGAUUUACACCAAUUGGAGACAAAAUUGUUGAAAACAGUUUCCACCUGGGAGAGAUGGGUUUAUAUUUUUCUAUUGCUUUAAAGGACACUGAAGCUUUGUGGUCAUUCUGCAGAAAGAGUGAUUCACUACAGGAAUUCCUGGCUGUUGUUGUUUUAAAGAAUUAUAAACUAUUUAAAGCAAUAACGAUCUUGUGAGUUUGACGACCUUACAGUGUUUCGCACAGCCACUUAAUGCGAUACCCCACGUCUGCGCUGCACGGCAUGUAGAAAAAUGCUGAAUAAUUUGGGUUUUUGUGAAAAAAACGACAACACUUUCCUACCUUGCCUUUUUGUCAUGCUGAGGUAUGGAGUCGAGACAGGGAGGAGGAGCUGCGUCCUGCUGUCAAGCGGUGAAUUGGCAAAGGAUUUUUGGAGACUGGGUGUAGAGCAGAACUAAAAACAAGUCAGGCAGCGCUUGGGUUUUGACAGCCUCCCACCGUUGUUGUUGUUUUGUUCCACCCAUCUAUUCUUUGUCUCUCUUUUUUCCAGUAGCUAUGAUCUUGACUUGUGCUAAAGCAGGACUCCUGUUUCCUAGCUCAGUCUCUGGACUUAGUCUGUCCCCGGCGUGCUUGAACUCUUGAUCCUGAACCAAGUUGCAGCCCUGUCUUCGCACCGGCCGUUCGUCUCCAUCCUGCCCCGGGACACGAAGCGAGCCGCUCGCUGUCCGCUUGCCCGACGCUUGCGACUCCGUCAGGCUGCUGCCCUCAUUCGCCACCCUCCGCCGCGCUCCCGUGGCAGCUGCCACAUGCUGGCUUUGGGUGGGCGGUGGGGGCAGCAGCACCAAGGCGGCUGACUGCUGCUUUGCCGAGGCGCUGCGGAACCCAGCUGGAAGUGGCUUGUUCACUUUGCAGCCAUGGCUCCUGUCCUCUCCAGUCAGCUCAGGAAGAUCUGACUCCUCUGGGGAGGGGGAGAUGCAGGCUUGAUGCUUCGUGUUCCUGGGCAUCUCCGCGCAGUCUUGGAUGUGUCUGCUUGUCCUAGACUUGUGGGAACACUUAAGAUUUUUUUGGGGGGGGGGCAGCAUUGUGCUUAGAGUGGGCGCUAUUGGCCCACCAUUUAUUCAUUUUCACUUGACUCAUUGUUUUGCCGUGCAAAACAAAUUGAUCAGAAUCGUUAAGUUUAAAUAGGGUUGCAUUUUAAUUUUUUAGUAAGGUUUAUAGAGAAAAAUAGGGGGAUGUGGGUGGCGCUGUGGGUAAAAGCCUCAGCGCCUAGGGCUUGCCAAUCGAAAGGUCGGCAGUUCGAAUCCCCGCGGCGGGGUGCGCUCCCAUUGCUCAGUCCCAGCGCCUGCCAACCUAGCAGUUCGAAAGCACCCCCGGGUGCAAGUAGAUAAAUAGGGACCGCUUACUGGCGGGGAGGUAAACGGCGUUUCCGUGUGCUGCGCUGGCUCGCCAGAUGCGGCUUUGUCACGCUGGCCACGUGACCCGGAAGUGUCUCCGGGCAGCGCUGGCCCCCGGCCUCUUGAGUGAGAUGGGCGCACAACCCUAGAGUCUGUCAAGACUGGCCCGUACGGGCAGGGGUACCUUUACCUUUUUAUAGAGAAAAAUAAAAAACUUAAUAACUUCCCUUUUUUAAACCAAACCAAGACUUUUAUAUAUAUACACCAUAAAAACACAAAAAAGGUGUGGGGAGAAAAAUAAUAGAAGGAAAGAGAAAGAAAGAAUAGAAAAGAGGGGUGUUAUAUUAAAUUGGACGAAGUGAAUAUUGUUUUUAUACAGCGGACAGAUGAAGAAUUGGAAGUUCUUUACUUUCUGAAUCUUAUUUUUCUAUCUUUCAAGUUUAAAUGGGUUUGCACAUCACCGAUAUAUUCGCCUUUUCUGGACACAAUGAGGAAACAAUUGAGAUAAAACCCUGCUGUUCGUUCUAGGAGAGAGAUAAGCUUUAACAUUUCCUCAGUUCUCUUUAUCGUUCCUUAUUACAAUAGCACGACAUAUGAAAUGUCAUCAAAAGAUAAAUGAAUGUUCUCAUUAGGAAAGACCAUAGCGCAGUGGCAGAACAAUAUACAGUGGUACCUUGGUUGUCAAGCUUAAACCAUUCCGGGAGUCUGUUCGACUCCUGAAACUGUUCGAAAACCAAGGCAUGGCUUCCGAUCAGCUUCAGGAGCUUCCUGCACUCAAGUAGAAGCCGCGUUGGAUGUUCAGCUUUUGAAAAAUGUUCGCAAACCGGAACACUUAUUUCCGGGUUUGCGGCGUUCAGGAGCCAAAACAUACGAGUAUCAAGGUGUUCAAGAACCAAGGUAUGACUGUACUUAGCAUGUAAAAUGCCCCAGGUGUAAUCCCUGGGAAGGAAUCCCCAUGGGAAGGCUGGAGAGCUGCUGCCAGUCUGUGUUGACAGUACUGAGUUAGAUGCACCAGUGACCUGACUUGUUAUAAGGCAGCUUCCUCUGUUACACAAACCUGCCUAUUAAAUUUGGCCCCUGCGCAAAUUUUGUGCGGCUGAUACAUUGACAUACUGUGCAGCUCCUAAGGACAUGAGAAAUGUGCGAGAUCAGACUAAAUGUCCGCACAGUCCAGUGGCCGACCAGAUGCCUUCGGGAAGCCCAUAAUAAGCAGUUCAUGAGUAUUCUCCCUGCUUGUGAUUCACUGCAACUGGCAUUCAGAAGAGCAUGAUUUCUGAGGGUAGAGGUAUUGGUCUCGAAUACCUCUAAACAGCCUGAUUAGAUCUUUGAGUUAAGAUAACCAGGGUAGUCUGGUGGGUGAUGCUGGAUUUGUAUUUGGAUUGAGCACCGUGGGGACUUGGGUUUUGCAGAAGAUGCUGUCUCAGUAGGCUCUCUGGGCUCUGAUGAACAGGCAGCUGUUGACCAGAGGCAGAGGACAUUUCAUAGCACAUUGCUGUUCUGUGCAAGUGCAGAACGCAUCUAGAAUUCCACACGCUGAGAAUAUGAGCUAAGUUUGCAAGAUACGCUUGGAAAUGCUGUGUGUGUUGUGCCCUUUCCACACCCACCCCAAUCGCUGGCAGUCUUAUCUGGUUUCUGAGAUUGCAUCAGACGUUAGCUGCAAUACUUUCAAGACCAUCUUUUGUAGCCUUAAGGAUUAAAACCUGAUGCAUUCCUAACAUGAACGUUUGGAUUCUCUGGAAGACGUAUUGUGUACCUAGCAGUGUGUGUGUGUGUGUGUGUGUGUGUGUGUGUGUGUGUUUUGAAUUGCAGAAUAUGCAUUGCCCAGUCUUGUAAGCAACUUCACCUUUUGGGGUGCCCCUGCUACUUCCAGCGUGGCAUGCUGUGGCUUCACCCCACAGGGACAGAUAUUAGGUUAGUCUGCAAGAUGGGAAAGGGAAGACAGAAUCAUAACUCUCACCCCACUUCCAUACGCAUGAUAACAUGCUGUUGAUCUGGAUUCCUGAAAUUGAGGGAAUGUAGCUUGGAGACUCUUGAGAGUCCCAUGGACUGGAGGAAGAUCAAACCUAUCCAUUCUUAGGGAAAUCAGCCCUGAGUGCUCACUGGAAGGACAGAUCCUGAAGCUGAGACUCCAAUACUUUGGCCACCUCAUGAGAAGAGAAGACUCCCUGGAAAAGAUCCUGAUGUUGUGAAAGAUGCAGGGCACAAGGAGAAGGGGACGACAGAGGACGAGAUGGUUGGACAGUGUUCUCAAAGCUACCAGCAUGAGUUUGACCAAACUGCAGGAGGCAGUGGAAGACAGGAGUGCCUGGCGUGCUCUGGUCCAGGGGGUCACGAAGAGUCAGACACGACUAAACAACAACAAAGCUUGGAUAGCUCAGUUGGUUAGAACGUGCCACUGAUGAUGCCAAGGUUGCAGGUUCGAUCCCCGUACGGGACAGCUGCAUAUUCCUGCAUAGCAGGGGGUUGGAUUAGAUGACCCUCAGGGUCCCUUCCAACUCUACAAUUCUAUGAUUUGAAUAGCAAAACUGAGAAAUAUGGGCUGAGAUGCCCAAGUAUAUUAUGUGGUUAAUCCUGCCAAAUUCAUCAAAUGGUUGGUCUCAAAGUUGUUGCAAAGCAAUGUUUGGCCGAUUCAGGGUGUGUGGUGCGCAGUGGGGCAUGGGGAGAAGGGACGAGGCUUGGGAAACUUUGAACAACUUUGAAUGUAGUACUUUUCCUGUAGUUGCAUGGCUUGGGCUGGGCUGGGUGUAUUUCGUACCUUUAAAAUUGGUUUUAAAAAGCCAUAUUGUGCAGCUUGGGUAAACGCAUGCAGAUUUAUGCACAGGUUUCUUCAACAUCUGUCUCUGAACAACUUAUUCCGGUUUGAUUCAACCAGCAAGGAGCAGCGGAAGGCUAUGCAUAGUGCUGAACCCUGGCUUCGUCUUCGGAGAAUCGCAGCACGUGUUGCCGACUCGCAUAAGGCACGAGUUCGAGAAGCUUGCAGGGUUCUCGUCGCUGAAACCUGAACUCUGCGGCCAAUAUCCCCAUUCUCUGCUUCUGCAGAAUUGUGCGAGGCUCACGACCCUGCUCUCUGAACUCCACCGAAAGUAUCUGUGGCUUAAAAUGUAGGACUGUCUAUUUAUAGCUGCUUGCGAAAAGUGCGUUCUUCGAUAUACCCACAUCCUUGAGGGUUGCUUGUUCCCGCAUCUCCCCUUUUUGCCCUCUUUUUAAAACCCACCCAGCCCCAUGCGAAAGCUGAAUUUUUAAUGCUCCUGCCUUACGCUCGAUCUGUUUUCUUAUUAAAUUAGGGGGAACUUCAUUCACGCUCUCCGAAUUGCCCUGACUGCGGCGUGGGGCUACGGACGGGAAUGUCGCUUCCCAUUAGGGGCACAGGCCUGUGCGCUUGGCUCCCUGGGAUAAUUGUCCUAGGGUGGGAUGGGCUUCUUAAAACAAAACACAGCGGAAAAGAAAAGAAAAACCCCUUCAGAAUGUGGAAGCUGCCAGCCGGGAGGAGAGCACGGAGGAGUGGGGGCUUUGUUACCCUGCGACUAUUUUUAUAAAAGCCGAACUGUGGCUUGUCUGUUUCCUUAGCAAAAUCUUUCUUUCAGAGUGGAAUUGUCUGGCGAAACCAGCCCGGAGCUUUCUUCUCUGGCUUUAUACUGGAACACAGAGGAACAUAAUUACGGUCUAUUUUUAAAACUAUCCUUCGAGUAAGGACACAAGGGCUGCCACAUUGGGGCAAAGCUUUGGUCCAUCUUGUCUACCAUUCUGCAUCUGAUUAUGACUUUAUCUAUUUGCCAGCAGAUGCACAUAGUAGUGUUGCGUGGAAUAUUUACCAGGUUUGGCUCGUGUGUGUGUGUGUGUGUGUGUGUGUGUGUGUUGUGUACAGUCACCUAGUUCAGUAUUGCCCAGGGCUGUUGUAGCUGCUGCUUUUUCCUUCUUGAAUCGGUUGUGUGGGCUAUCCUGCUUAAUUGAUGAGUUUGCCACACAUUUCACAAACAAGCUAGCUCAGUCAAUAGAGCACGAGACUCUCAGUUUCAGGGUUGUGGGUUCGAGCCCCAUGUGGGGCAAAAGAUUCCUACAUUGCAGGGGGUUCGGCUAGAUGACCCUUGGGGUCCCUUCUGACUCUAUGAUUCUAAGAUGAUACUUUGGCACUGCUCAUGUGACAGCUUGACCAGAAUUCAUUUUUUUUUAAUUGUGUGGUUCACCACAUCCAGUAAGGUUUGGCUAUAGGGUCAACUUUAAAAUUAAUAGGGAAACACUUUAAAUUUUCUUUUAGCGAGGGGUGCCAGAAAGGAGAUGUCCUUUUUUCAAUACUGCAGAAAAGUUCCCAAAUAAUGACAAAUUUAGGUUCAGCCUUAGUUGCAUCCCACCCCCCAGCCCUUUCCCUCUCUAAGAGGCCUAAGAAUUCCACUUCGAACAUGAGUGCAUUGUGUACCCACCUCAACAAAUCAAAGCUGUCUCUUAAAGAAGUUUGUGUUCCAUGUACAGCAGGGAUUUUUUUACGAUUUGGCACAGCGUGUGACCUCUGGAAGAUCGUUGCUUCGCUUCAGAAACCUAGCCAAGCUUGCAGAGAUGUGAACUGAUAGGCUAGGUGUGUAUUUCAACAUUUUGCAAAAAUGAGGAAUUUGGUUUCGAAAGGUAUAAUUUCAGUGGCCUUGAAAACGUGUUCCCUUUGGGGUAUUUUUGAGGUGUGUGUGUUUGUGUGGAGAGUAGACACAACAUGCCUGCUUGUUACAGAGGCUUUGGUUUCAUGUCACUCCAACAUUAGAAGUGCAGUUGUUGGCGACACAGAACCAGGAGUGCAUUGACAGUAUGGCUUAUGGCACCGAUACCCAAUUUCCAGACCACAACCUCUCUUUAACCCCAAAAUGCUUGGCAACCCAUCUCUCUCUCUCUCUCUCUCUCACACACACACACACCAUGUGUUUGCAUGGCAAUGGUGUUGCUGUUGAUGCCAGGCUUUAAUCAGUGUUAGAAACUCAGAUAUAUAAGCUAGGUGCCAAAUGGCUCCUUAAACCAAGGUUACAGUGGCCGAAACGGAAUGUCUAGUUGCCAUUUUGGGACAAGACAGCUCUAAAGUCUUAUUUUUCAAAUGGUAGAUUAUGAUUGACUGUCAGUUAAGCAUCUGGCUAGUUCAGAUGACAACCUUGAGCUAGUUUAAGAACUUUGGGAACUUAAAGAAGAAAAGUCACUUGAUCCAGGGAUAGUCCACAUAAAUAUUGGCCUUUUCCAGCCUCCUUUUCUUAAAGGCGACUGCUCCUGCUCAGGCUGCACAGGAAAGGCAUUUUGGUUCCAGAAAUUCAUUCCGAUUGUGCAGAUGGAAUAUAACUGAUAGAAUUCUACAGGAUGGGCUAUUAGUGUGUGAAAACAGGCCAGAUCCAAUGAUCCUCCACCAGAUGGUGGAGAUGUCAGGCACCAUCCAUCCUGGCUCCCAGGCAUCUUCACUUGGUUGCAAGUGGUCAAAAGCUAGGUGCAAAAUGCGCCUGGCGCCUGGCUAAUUUUGAACACUUCUCUCUCCCCAUGUGUUUGCAUGGCGGUAGCGCUACUGUCAAUACCAGGUCUGGUUGAACCCCAGUGGCUUAGGUCAGGGAAGUCCAACUUCCAAGAGACUGUGGUCUACUCCCACUAUAAAAACACUGGCAGUGUUCUACCCAUUGGAUUGACCAAAGUUGUUGAGCUUUUUUCUUCUUUUUCGGCGAUCCAUCAGGAUCACGCGAUUGACCGGGAGCACCCAGCGAUCGACCGGUAGAUCGCGAUCAACUGGUUGGACAUCCCUGGCUUAGGUUAUUAUUAUUAUUAUUAUUUCGCUGUGCGGUUACAAUUAUGUUAUUCCGCCAGGCUUUUGGCUUUGACUUUGUUUGUUCCUGGCUCGCUCUCUUCAUUUUCACUUGAGGUUUGCUUUGUGCCGUGUUGUGCUCACUAAUUCAUCCUGUUCUUUAUUGUUUCAUGCUGCAGCGUAUAUAUAAAUUUUGCUACCUUGAAGGGCUGACAAGCAGAGGAGUGGUUCAGAAAUGCUUAUGAAAGCUUUCCCUUUCUAAAAGUCUGCUUAAACCAGGACUCAAACCCAGAAGGAGAGCUUAGGAGGAUGUGAAGGACCCCAGUAGCACCUUGGCUCUGCCUGUGACUUUGGGGCGGGAGUACUUAUUUUGCAUGAAUUAUCCCACUUCAAUGCAGAGUUACUUAUUUGAAUAUUUAACUCAGGGUUUUGGGAUUCAGAUUUGUGUGGCGCAGGUGCUGGAUUAAAAUCUGGACUUAAUUAGGUGAAGACUUUUGGAAGGGCGGCUGCAUAUGAGCACAGCCUGCUUAGGGACCAAGGUGAGGUCAAGGUUUUGGGGUGGCCUGUAAUUUUCCUGUUUGAAGCCAGAAAUGUGUUCAUCGCACAGCAUUCUUAGUAAUAGAAUUGAUCAAGUUGAACCAUUGGAGCCAUUUUGAACCUGCACUGACAGAGGGCCUUUUCCAAAGUUACCUCAGCAGCGUGGAAGUUGCUGAUGAGAGAGUCAGUGUGGUGUGGUGGUUAAGAGUGGUGGACUCGUAAUCUGGUGAACUGGGUUCGAUUCCCCACUCCUCCACAUGCAGCUGCUGGGUGACCUUGGGCUAGUCACACUUCUCUGAAGUCUCUCAGCCCCACUCACCUCACAGAGUGUUUGUUGUGGGGGAGGAAGGGAAAGGAGAAUGUUAGCCGCUUUGAGACUCCUUUGGGUAGUGAUAAAGCAGGGUAUCAAAUCCAAACUCUUCUUCUUCUUCUUCUUCUGAUGUUUCCUUUUAACACGGCUCUGGUGUUUUAGGAACCCCAAAGUACAGUUAAUGGCACAUGUCAGCACCACUUUUCCCCGGAGCUGGUGGAACAAACGCUUCAGGUGACAGAGCCCUUUUUUUGCAGGACAGCAACUACCUCAUUUUUCACAUUUUGGGUUCGGAAAGACCCCUUGUGUCUAACUAUGCCACGCCAGAGCACUGGGGUGUGGCGGUGGUAAGAUUUGAUUUAUGUGUUGAAUUUAUACACCAACCUUCCUCUCCAAAUGUGGCCCAGGGCAGCAAACAACAAGUGAUGAAAGAGUAACAACUUCUUUUUUUAAAAAAAAACCACUUCCAGUCCAGAAUGCAGACUGCGAAAGACCUCAGCUUCUAAGGCUUGUUAAAAGAGGAAGGUUUUGGCAGGUGCUGAAAAGACAACGGAGUCUGUCGAACAUUGAAGGGGAAGGAAUUCCAGAGGGUUGGAAUUCAUUUGACGUGCAAGAACAAACCUCCUGGUAGGAUGGCCUUUGCAGGAGGCCGUCGCCUGCAGAGAGCAGUGAUCGACUGGGCACAUAAAGGGAGAGGCGAUCUUUCAGGUAUCCUGGUCCCAAGCUGCAUAGGUUUUAUUUUAUUUCAUUUAUUGAAUUUAUAUCCCACGCUUUUUCUCCUAGGAGCCCAAAGUGGUAUGUACAUGGUUCUCUCACUUAUUUAAUCCCCACUGCAACCCUGAGAGGCAGUGAUUCGCCCACAGAAACUCUCAUAUAUCAGAUACAGUGGUACGUCAGGUUAAGAACUUAAUUCGUUCUGGAGGUCUGUUCUUAACUUGAAACUGUUCUUAACCUGAGGUACCACUUUAGCUAAUGGGGCCUCGCACCACCACCACGCGAUUUCUGUUCUCAUCCUGAAGCAAAGUUCUUAACCCGAGGUACUUUUUCUGGGUUAGCGGAGUCUGUAAUCUGAAACAUCUGUAACCUGAAGCAUCUGUAACCCGAGGUACCACUGUAUUCAACAAAAGGCACCUUAAAUGUUAUGGCCACCACAGGGGAAUGUCUACGCGCGCGCCCCCGCCCCCCACCUGCAAUUACUAUUAUUAUUGUUGUUGUUGUUUAUAUACUGCUUUAUAUUUUAAAUAAAAAAAUUCAAAACAGUUUGUAACACGUUAAAGCAUCAAAUAAAACAAUCCAUCUUGCUUUCCCUGUAUAUAUUUACUAACUUCACUUAUAUAGCUUCCCCAUAGCAGAAGGACUCUAGGGAGCCAGUGUGGGGUGGUGGUUAGCAUGUCGAGCUCAGACCUGGGAGAUCAGGGUUCAAACCCCCACUCAGUCCUGACGCUCACUGGGUGGUCUUGGAGUCAGUCACAGCCUCUGAAGCUACCUCACAGGGUCGUUGUGGGGGUUAACUGAGGAAGGGGGCCUGAAUCCUGUACUUCCUGGAAAUAAAGGUGGAAUAUAAAUGAGCUCUUCUGCCAGAGGGGCCAGCCAGAUGGAGAUGCCCGUCGCCAGCCCAGCACCCAGAGAUCUCCACAUUGUGGUCGCAAUUGUGGACCUGCGUCAGUCGUAAAACGCGCCGGGCUCAAUUCUAACACGGCUCGCCUCGUGAGCUUUGCAGCCAAGUGGGGAUUUGAACCCUGGUCUCACACUCCGGCGCUCUAACCACUGCACCGCCACGAAUUUUCCCCACCCUAAAUGAGCGACUCUGCUCAUCAAAACUGAGGCAGUAAAGAGGCUUUCUUGGCCAGCCGGGGGGGAAUUGCAGCACAGGCGCCUCCAAAUUGAGGCAAGGCUCGGUUUAACAGACAAUGCUGUUCUGCAGGGAUUCUGGGAAUUGGAGGCCUGUUGUCGGGCAGCUGUGUGUGCUGCGUGUGACCUCUUGCCUCCCUUUUCUUUCUCUCGUUCGUCCUCCUUUCUCUUUUUAGAGCUUCCUUCCCUUCUGCUUAACUUGCUUGGCUAGGCAGGACAGUGUGGAUGGAAAGAUGAGAGAGAAAGAGCCAGGCAGAUGGCAGCAGAGGUGGUGGUGACUAAGCUAAAAUCCUGUUUUGAUAUAUAUUUAUUUUUCGUCCCGGCCUUUUCCGUAUGGGAAAAGGCCUUUUAGUCAUAGCCUAGCGACGGUGGCGGCCACCCGGAACCUCUCACCCCACGUUUCUCACCACGUGGUGAGAAAUGGUGGCCGGCCAAAGUCACACAGCAGGCUUUGUGGUUGAGUGGGGAUUCGAACCCAGGAUGUCCUGUCUCCUAGGGCGUUGCGCUCUCAUCUGCUAUACCUCAUUGAGCCCUAGGCGUUCCCAACUCCUUCCUUCGCCGACUGCCUUUCCUUUCCUUACACGAAGAAGAAUUGCAAAACUAACGAUGGCUGCCCACCUUCUCUCUCUCAGUAGGCCAGGAAAGACGACCAUGGUAUACUGACAACCAGGGUUAGAAACUCAGAUAUAUAAUCUAAUUGCCAAACCUAGGUUACGGUUGCCACAAUGGAAUGGCUAGGCACUCUUUUUCUCCCCAGUGGAAUUUAUUUUAUUUUUUUCAUUUCAUUUGUAUACUGCUUUGUACCUCGGGUUACAUAUGCUUCAGGUUACAUACACUUCAGGUUACAGACUCCGCUAACCCAGAAAUAGUACCUCGGGUUAAGAACUUUGCUUCAGGAUGAGAACAGAAAUCAUGCUCCGGCGGCACAGCAGCAGCGAGAGGCCCCAUUAGCUAAAGUGGUGCUUCAGGUUAAGAACAGUUUCUGGUUAAGUACGGCCCUCCAGAACGAAUUAAGUACUUAACCUGAGGUACCACUGUAUUUCAAAGAACAAAUCUCAAUGCGGUUUACAACGCAUCAAAACAUCAAAUGAAGCAAUACAGAACAAAACAAAUUUCAAGCUUCAAGGAAAAAUAUUUCAGAUCUUUCUCUAAGUGUUGUUUUGCUUUCCCCAGUCGCCAGCCCAGCAUCCAGAGCUCUCCAUGUCGUUGCAAUUGGAUCCGCGCCAAUCAGAAAAAGCGCCUGGUGCCUGGCUAAUUUCUAACACCGCUGGCAACGUUGAUUUCCUUGCAGGUCCCAGGUUCAGAAGGAACCACCUCUGCAGAACCUACCCCAUGUCGAUUCUUCCAAUCCUUCCUUUUUUCCGCUUUGCUGUCUGUGAGCUUCUGCAACCGCUUGUUAGCACCACAGCAUCCUAAAGGCAGGUCAGGUUUGAGAGGAACUGUCACGCAAUUACACAACCAUCUCAUUAAUCCAAAAGGCCUUGGGAACAUUUUUUUUAAAAUGCUGGGCAAACAACCUUUAAAGAAGCAGGAGCGAAACUGGCAUUGGGUUGCAUGGGCGUGUGAGGCCGGAUAGGGAGUCCAAUAAUAAUUUGGGUUUCGUCUCUGUCUCCUUGCACAUAUGUUCAGGGAAUAUGGUCUAAGGAAGUCUGAGCAGUGAGAAAUACUUCAUUUUGCAACUCCCCCCCCCCCCCCGCUUUAUCGCAGCGCUGUGAACAAAACUGGUAUCUUUCUCUCCCCUUGGUGCAAUCUGCCAUCAUGUUUCUGAUGUGGAUUUGUAAAAAACUUUAAAAGGUUAUUUAUUCUUAAGGCCGUGGGGGCAUCUUUGACAAGGUUAUGAAUCCGUAUUACUUUGCACGUGCAUGCUUUUUUACACACACACACACACACACACACACAACACAACACAACACACCUCUUUGUGAUGUUAUCUCUCUUGCCCCAGUCUCUCUUAGCUGCUUGGGCUGGGGGCUGAAACCUGCAAACUGCCAACCACACAUCUGCCCAGCAGCUGCAGCAGCCCUCCUUGCCAUCUGGUUGGGUUGCCAUGUCCUAUGGGGCUGGUGGACUGGCUUAGCUCCCAAGGCCUCUGCAUGUAAAACCCGAGUGGAUUCGAUUUCGUUCAGAAAGGCUUGAGUUGACCAUGGUACCGACUUGCUCCCCCCAUCUUUUUAACUGUUCAAAGUGCUUUAACAUGCACUAUUUCGGUAAUCCUUACAAAAUCCUCCGUGCAAGACCAGCAUUUGCAUAAUGCAGAUGAGGCGAUGGAAGUGAGAACACUGUGGCUUAUCUCAAGGCCUGCAAGUAAUGCAAUUUGCGGCAGAGGUGAGACUGGAACCAGGGAUUUUGUCUUUCACAUUCAAGGCUACCCUAAUUUAAACGAUGGUGGAAUUUCUUUCGCUCUCUUUUUAAAGGGUGCUGCAAAAUGGAUAUCUUCUGAAUUAAUUUUUUUCAGGACUUUCUCCUAUGUAGGUAUGCAUAAGAAUGCAUGGGAGAUGCAGCCAAAGCACUGAAUAUGCAGACUGAUUUUUAUCCCCCCCCCCCCUGCACAGAACCCCACCCUCCGACCAGCAGGGUUUAUGUGAGUUCUCAGAAAGAACGAUCUCAGUAGGAUAUAUCACGACACAGUUCAUAGGUCAGCAAUGGCUUCCAUUUUUCGUUUGUCCCCAUCUUAAAAUGAUGGAGGCUGGUGCUGGACCAGAGGAGCUGUCCUCGAUGUGUGUCUGAUUUCUCUCUGCCUGCUCCCAUUUUUUUUUGUUAAUAAAAAAAGCCUUUGCUUUUCACAUUGUGUGCUCUCCCUCCCUCUCUCCCUCCCUCCCUCUUCUCUCUUUCCUCUCUGCUUUGAAAAGCAUCUUCUAAGCCAAACAGGAAACCAUCUGAUAUGGUUUGUGGGUAGCAGGGAGAAGAACAAUAAAUGUGUGUGUUUUUUUAAAAAAAAGAAAGAAAAGAAGAAAGGACAGUCUGAAUGGUGGGGGCAGACAGACUGUGGGAACCUCAGCAAGUUAACCUCUGAGCUUAUCUGUUCUCUGGUACAGGUGUUUUCAGACCCCCAGCUCAUUGUCUCUUGUUGCUGAUUGACGGGGCUUCCUGACUUUCUGUGUCUGAAUGUGCAUGCAGGAAAAAGGAACUUCAAAACUGGGGUGGGUGGGUCUUGUGGUACUUCUAUUUUUCUGCCACAUUCCUCACCCAUUCCAUGAGGCCUUGAACUUGGGUUUUUUUCUUCUAUGCCUCCCCCUCCAAAAAAGCCCCCCCCCCAUACAAGCUGUUAUUUUGCAGGUGCAAUAGCUGAUAACUGAGUCCACAAGUAUGUUCUGUUGUUGUUGUUUAGUCGUUUAGUCGUGUCUGACUCUUCGUGACCCCAUGGACCAGAGCACACCAGGCACUCCUGUCUUCCACUGCCUCCCACAGUUUGGUCAAACUCAUGCUGGUAGCUUCAAGAAUACUAUCCAGCCAUCUCGUCCUUUGUCGUCCCCUUCUCCUUGUGCCCUCCAUCUUUCCCAACAUCAAGGUCUUUUCCAGGGAGUCUUCUCUUCUCAUGAGGUAGCCAAAGUAUUGGAGCCUCAGCUUCAGGAUCUGUCCUUCCAGUGAGCACUCAGGGCUGAUUUCCUUCAGGAUGGAGAGGUUUGAUCUUCUUGCAGUCCAUGGGACUCUCAAGAGUCUCCUCCAGCACCAUAAUUCAAAAGCAUCAAUUCUUCGGCGAUCAGCCUUCUUUAUGGUCCAGCUCUCACUUCCAUACAUCACUACUGGGAAAACCAUAGCUUUUACUAUACGGACCUUUGUCGACAAGGUGAUGUCUUCUUUUUAAGACGCUGUCUAGGUUUGUCAUUGCUUUUCUCCCAAGAAGCAGGCGUCUUUUAAUUUUGUGACUGCUGUUACCAUCUGCAGUGAUCAUGGAGCCCAAGAAAGUAAAAUCUCUCACUGCCUCCAUUUCUUCCCCUUCUAUUUGCCAGGAGGUGAUGGGACCAGUAUGUUCUGACUUGCUCCCAAAUAUCCUUUAUCCUUCCCCAAUCCCCAUUGCUCUCCCAUUUCCACAUCUCCCCUUGCAUUAUAUCCUGUGGGGCAGCCAGCGCCUGGUUUGCACAUCAUUUUUUAAACCACCAUGAAACCAAAUUAUGACUUAAAUGUGAACGUUCAGCUUGCCAGGUGUUUGUUUGUGAAAUCUCAGGUGCUGUCACACUGCUGGGAACUAAGCUACUGUCUUCCUUUAGUAUUAUGCCCACAACCCCAAGCUCAUGGUUUUUUCGCUCUGAACAAACCAUAAGGAGGAGCUAAGGUUAGUUCCGGGCUUACUGCUCAUGGUUUGUUUGAAGGAAACCAAGCACAAGCCCAGUUUUGGAGGCAACACUAAUCUAGACUGUGGCUAGGCUUGCAGCAUGGCAGGACUGCGGGAGGAGCAAAAAUCGCCUGCGAUUUCAGUGCUGCGUGUUCACAUUUUAAACCUUAGUUUUCCCUUUGAAGUGAUGUGUGAAUAAGGCCAGCUUGGUGGAGGUGGAGAGAAGGAACUGUUGCAGGUUUGUGCGCUCGAUGAAGCACUUUCAAAACUUUCUCUUUUUUUAGCAGAGUAGCUGCUGUCAUCUGUUUUUGAAACUCGGCGACUUUUUUCAAGUAGCUCUCUGGAUUCCAGCCACUAUCUUUCAGCUAAAAUGGAAAAACCAGGUUCUCUUGCUUCCUCCUAAUUUUUUUAUUAUUUUUUUGUCUGAUGCUCAGGUUCUGGCCGGCAGGUUCUGGUGUGGUAACCCGUCUCCUGCCCCCUGCCCCGGUCUGUGUGGCUGUGAACUGUUCCAUCGCCUGCCUUUCCUCUUGCCUCUCCCUCCAUCCAGACUGCUUUGUAACAAAGCUCCAUAAUGCGAACCAUUGUUCUAAACUGAUAAAAUAUGACCCUGGUAAAUGUACCGCGCCGGCAGCUUUUGUCAACAGGGGCUCUAUGCGCCUCCCCACCCCCUGGCACAAAAUGGAGCUGAAAUCUUUUGGCUGGCAGCCUGUGGGGAGAUGGAUGGCUUUUGGACCCAGGACUGUGGGGUUCCGGUUGCAGCCUGCAUUUAGAAGGGAAGCAAUGGGGGAUUAAUAACAGCCGCACGAGUGGGAAAUGGCUUCCCUAACCUGUUUCUGCUGGGCUGUGAAGUGUGAAGAGCUUAUUAGUUGAAAUGUUCCAUACCCAACUCCCCUUCUCCAACACACGCAUCUUGUGCCGCCUCUGGGGUGAACACUUCCUUGUUGCUUGUCGUCCCCCCCGCCCCCGGUCAAAAACGGGAUGUGUGUUGCAACAUACCUGAGCCACGUGGGACGUUGUAGUACAAGAUGUAAGCAGAGUUCCCCAGGAGGCAGCCUGCGAGACGGGCAGAGUCCUGCACCCCUUCGAUUUCAAAGACACACACCACCGAUUCGGAGAGGGAGGGGAUGGCUUUGUCGUCCUUCUCUAUGCUGCUCUAUUAGGUAUUGGCAGCAGUGUUAGAAAUUAGCCAGGCGCAUUUUGUGACUGGCGCAGGUCCAAUUGCAACCACGUGGAGAACUCUGGGUGUGUCAGGCUAGGGACAGUCAUCUCCAUCUGGCUGGCCCCUCCGGCUUUCUUAAGCAGGUCAGCUGAAGAGCUCAUUUAUUGCAUCCGUAUCCCACCUUUGUCUCCCAAGAAGCCCAUGUUUCAGGCCCCCUUCCUCAGUUAAUCCCCACAACGACCCUGUGGGGUGUGACUGACUCCAAGGACUGACUCCAAGAGGCUGUGACUGACUCUAAGGUCACCCCGUGAGCAUCAGGACUGAGUGGGGAUUUGAACCCUCAUCCCCCAGAUGCGAGUCCGACACUCUAACCACUAGCCCACACUGCCUUCCUAGAGUCCUUUUGCUAUGAGACAGCUCUAUAAACUAAGCAGUUAAAUAAAUACGGAGAAAGCAACAUGGCACUUAGAGAAGGAUCUGAUAUGUUUCCCUUGAAGCUUGAAUUUGUUUUAUUCUGGGUUGUUUUAUUUGAUGUUUUAAUGUGUUGUGAGCCACUUUGAGAUUUUUUUCUGUAGGGAUCCCAUGUGAUCCCUACAUUUUUCCUUUAAAAUAUUAAGUGGUAUCGAAAUGAAAUUAAUAAGAAUAAACCUUGCUGGGGGAAAUUGUUGCGUAAGCACCAUAACCCGCGUUUAGGGUGCCACGUUCAGCAAUUAUGGUCCCCUUUAGCGAUUACCUUCUAUAUCUAUGAGUUUCCAGGGCUUAUUUUCAGCCGGAAGUUGACAGAACUCUGUUCCGACACCUCUCAGGUGGGCACCACUGCUGUUAUAAGAGAACAGGGAAGCCAUUCGUAGUGAGUUCCGGCAUCUCUUUUUCUAGGGGGAAAAAAAUAGCGCUGUGAGUUUCUAACACUGGCUUGAAGUAUCCAGCCGAUACCCUUGCUUAAUCCUGCCAGUGUGCGAUAGCUGAAGACAUUUUGCCGUCUUGAGGCAGAAAACAUAACAUGCCAAACAGUUUGCCACUCUGAAACGGUUCCUCCCAAAUCUGCUGCCCUGGUGUGAAUAUGGCCAUGAUGUGGCGCAGGCCCCAUCCCUAUUUUAGAUUGCCGUAAAACUGGGUCACCUUAACUCUUCCCACCCACCCCCUCCACCUUUAUUCUGCAAUAUGUGCCAUGCUGCUCUUGUGGUUAGGCUGUAGCCAGACACUCUCCAUCUGGCCUGUCGCUGCUUAUGGUCUUUUGUGGGGGGCAGAGAAAGAAGUGUCAUGUCCGCUGCUGGGCAUGUCGGUGGUGGUGGGGAGGGAGUGCCCGUGGCGGCAGGUGAAGCUUAUAAAAAUGGGUAUUUUAGCAUUUGCGGGCAGCAAACUGUUGAGUUGCAUUUCAUUCCUGCCAGUAUAUUAUUAAGGAAACACAUAAAGCGUCCCGGUCAAAUCCUUUCAUAAACAAUAACGCGAAGCACACCUAAGCUAAGCAUUAGUUGGAGCCAUAAUGGUUAUGAGCUGGAAGUCCCUGGUUGAAAUCUCAGCCUGGCCAUGAACUCUCUCUGGGUAACCUUAGGGAAGCUGCCAUUUCUGGUCCUUGGUGUCCUCCCCCCCCCACUCCCUCCCCACUGCAAUAUGGGGAUGAUAGGUCAGUAUUAUCUACAGGCUUAUUGUGAGGAUUAUGGAGAUAAUAAUAUAUGCAAAGUGCUUUGAGCAAUGUAAAUACUAAGUGCUUCUAUUAUUACUGCGAAUGCAGCCUGUGUCUCUCCUCCCUAGCCUCCCUGGAAUAGCUCAUCUCACUCUUUUGAGACAAAAGGUUGUGCUGAGUAAUUCAAGGGUAGCCAGUUUUAUGGGAUUAAUUUUAGUUUGGGAGAGCUGUGUGCCUCGAAAGGGAAUAAGCAGGGCUGUGUUGAUCCCAUGUCACCUGCCAGAGCGGGGUUUUGGCAUCUGAUGAUGAACUUGGCAUAUUAUUUUUUUUAAGUUUCUAGUCCCUGUGGCUGUGGUGUGUGCGCGCCUGUGUGUGUGCUGAGUUUCAAAAGUGUGUGGACGCAGUCCGGUGUAAUCUACUUGCCACUUAACAGAUGUGUUGGGUAGGUCUGGGCGAGGUAUCAGUAGGUUGUCCCAAAAACCGGUUUGAAGUCUGUAUCGUAAUAUCAGUUUCCUAAUUUUUCGAUCUGGCAAUGUAUUGCGGAUCAUGAUUUGCGUGUGCGUGCUAUGCAAAAAUCACAAUGUGGGAAAAACCGUGAAGUCAGCCAAUGCUUCUACAUAGCUCCAUCCUUAUUUCAGGCAUUGUGAUAUAUAUAUUGUGAUGUUUAGCUGGUGAUAUGUUGCGAUGUUGAAAACCAGAUAUCGCCCAGCCCUACGGUUGGGACAUUUCGUGAUUUUGUGUGGUACGUGUGUGUUUACAGGGAUUCAAAGCCUUGUACAGUGGUACCUUGGUACUCGAACGGCUUGGCUUCCAAACAAAGCAGCUCCCGAAUGUUGCAAACCCAGAAGUGUUCCUGUUUGCAAACGUUUUUCGGAAGCUGAACUUCUGACGUUCUUCCGCUUGAGUUCAGGAUGCUCCUGCAGCUGAUCGGAAGCUACGCCUUGGUUUUUGAAUGGUUUCUGGAGUCGAACGGACUCCCGGUACGGAUUAAGUUCGAGAACCAAGGUACCACUGUAUAGCUUUUUCGCUCCAGAAGCAGAAUCAAAACAUGAACAGCAAGAGGCAGACUUCAUUUGGUGGUGCAUGGCUUUUGGUGAGAGCGUGGAGUUAGGUCUUUUGCAACAGGUGCUCUUGACGUAGAUGUUUAGCUUUUUGGGUGAAUUAGUGUAAAGUUCACAUUCGUACACAUCUACGCCGCCCUCCCGGGGUGCAGAGGGCUGAAGCACACAUUGCUACCUUAAGGGUCUAUAAGUUUGCUUAUAUUUCUCUCUCUCUCUGGUGACUGCAUCCUGGGGGAAGCAUCCAUUUUCGCCAUUUAGCCAGUGAGUGCAUUGAACAAAAUGGGCGCAGGAGUGUGUGUUAAAUGGAGCAUGUCUCGAUUUGCUAUUGUAACCCAGGCAGCCCAAAUGCUGGUGCUAAGAGUCCCCUCUCUGCAUGCAUCUGCGGCUUGCUUGGCCUGUGUGUGUCGUUUGAGUGUGCUUCACCCUCCAGGGGCAGAGUGUGGCAGCACUUUGCAAACUGCACACUCUCCUCCUUUUACUUAUUCAUGGCCUGCCCGUCGGAAGAGAUCCUCGUCUGCCGAGUGGUGCUUGGACAGCCUGGGAUUCUCAAAAGGUUCCUGCUAACCUGAAUCUGACAGUCAGUGAUUCAGCAGCGCCGCUUCGGCGCAGAGAACAGAAGCAAGCCCCUUUUGCUAGUUUUGCAGUGGUUUAGAGUUGCCCCUUCUGGCAGAAGCAUCCUUUCUCCAUGCUUAAUCCCCGUUUUGCAUCCUUCCUGGAGUCAGGAUGGGGAGCCACCAACUCUCCAUUGGUCAAGGAUUGCAGAAGUUGUAACCAACCAUGUCCGAAGGGACGCAGGUUCCUGACCCCUGGUCUGCAGUGUUCCUGCUUUUUGAACCUGUAUCGGAGCAGUGUAUUGUGGGAUGAUUCCAUUUUGUCCAAUCAUGGAUGUGCGUUGAGGCACUGUGGUGCAGCCACACAAGUUUGGGCCUUACAGCUGGGCUGUAUAUACACGGUCAAAGUGUUCCACUCCCAAUAAUAAUAAUAAUAAUAAUAAUAGUUAAUUAUUUACACCCCACCCAUCUGGCUGGGUUUCCCCAGCCACUCUGGGCAGCUUACAACAGUAUACAGUGGUACCUUGGGUUACAUACGCUUCAGGUUACAUACGCUUGAGGUUACAGACUCCGCUAACCCAGAAAUAGUACCUCGGGUUAAGAACUUUGCUUCAGGAUGAGAACAGAAAUCGUGCUCCGGCGGUGACAAUGGGAGGCCCCAUUAACUAAAGUCAUGCUUCAGGUUAAGAACAGUUUCAGGUUAAGAAUGGACCUCCAGAACGAAUUAAGUACUUAACCUGAGGUACCACUGUAUUAAAAUACAAUAGUCCGUCAAACAGUAAAAGCUCCCCUAACCUUCCCUCUUAGUGAAUUAUUUGUGACCCCAUCAGCAGGGCCAAGGGCGGUGGUCUUGUCAUCAGGGCAGGCCAGGACCUCCAUACACACUGCCCAGACUUUCGCCCCAGGGACGUCACUCCAGUUCUACUAAUGUAGCAAUUUGUCCUCAUCCUUGGAGUUGCACUCCAUUGUCUGUUGAGACAGACGGAUGCCAACAACAGUACAAAUUAGGAUUUUUAUGAACGUUCCUUGGAAAUGUUCAGUGGGUGGGAGGGGACCGAUCUGUUCAAGUUUUUUUAAUCUUCCCAACCACAUGCAGAUGUUGUUGCUGUUAAUUUGAUUUAUAUACCACUUCUUAGCCCAAUACAACAUAAUUUGCAUAGUAUGAUAAUAAAAUGCAAUAAAACAACCGGGUGGGAGAGGGGGAAUGGACCAUACCACCAGUCAUAGAUUUGUUCAAUGGCCAAAGCCCCAGGCAAAAAGGAAUGUUUUUGCCUGGUGCCUAAAGAUGUAGUGAUGGCGCCAGGCGAGCCUCUCUGGGGAGAGCAUUCCACAAAUAGGGAGCCACCACAGAAAAGGCCCCGUUCCCAUAUAUGGCAGGAUCUGGAGCAGGGGUAGGCAACCUAAGGCCCAUGGGCCGGAUGCGGCCCAGUCGCCUUCUCAGCCCGGCCUGCGGACGGUCCAGGAAUCAGCGUGUUUUUACAUGAGUAGAAUGUGUGCUUUCAUUUAAAAUGCAUCUCUGGGUUAUUUGUGGGGCAUAGGAAUUCGUUGUUUUUUUCACCAAAAUAUAGUCCGGCCCACGGCUGAAAAAGGUUGCUGAUCCCUGAUCUGGAGGGUCACAGGUUCACCACCCCUGACUUAAAGGUUGUAUACAGCAGCAGGAAUAUUGUAUGUGUUUAGAUACUGUUGUCAAACUUGUUUUAUCUGCUUAUUUAUUUAUUUAUUUUUAACCUCCCCGGCUGUGUUGGAGAAAGUUUGAGAGACUAUAUAUAUAUAUAUAUAUAUAUAUAUAUAUAUAUAUAUCCCAUCCUUCCUCCGCCAGGAACCGGGCUGCUGCUUGAUAAAUUAGCCUCUUGGGGACUUGAGCAACCCGUUCUAAAGGGAGGAUGGGACAGGAUUCUUGGCAAGGUUAGGAUAUUUCCACUCCUGGAAAGAACAGCGGUGCUUUUAAGAGUGUUUGUUGUGAUUAUCUCUUCAAUGUCUAAUGCUUGUAGUGAUGUUAUCAGCACAGUUCCAUCCUCCCUCCUCCUCCUCUCUUUAUAACAUUAAUUUUCAUGUAAAGGAAUCUGUGCAUUUGGCAUGCAAACCUAGACUGUUGUGAAAUGAGCCUCUUUUUUUGACAAAGUAAUAAUCAUAAAUAAAUAAGAAUAAAAAUGUGCACCCUUCCACCAAGACCAUUCCAUUGUAACUAUCCAACCUCCCCAAAUUUCAACACCUCUUGCAAUGGUUUGACCCCUUUCUGUUUUAACAGUACAAAUUCUACAAACGCCCUCCAUAUCUCCUCAAAAUCAUUUCUCCUGCGUAUUCCCCAUCUUACCUUAACGGCACAUGUUAAAUUAUCGUUAAUAGCUUAUAUCCCACACCUCUUUAUACCAUUCUUCCAUUUUAUAUUCACCUUGCUGUUUCCACUUCCUAGCUAUCAUAAUUUGUGCAGCUGUCAAUAAAUUUGUGAGCAAGUCCUUCGUAGGCUGCAAACCUUCAACCCCAUCCUAGAUUGAUAAUAACGCUACCUCUGGACUUGCGGUCAGGAAAUUAGCCUUUUUGAGUGUGAAGAACUCUCAAGCUGGGCAAAAUGUUGGCACAUUUCCUGCACAUGUGGGCCCGGUGCGUGUGGUUCUGCCAGAGGCAGCUGCUGCCGCACCACCUUGUUCUGGAAGGGCGAGUCAAGUCCGCCCGACUUGUCUGGCUUUCCAUUGCAACCCCAUGAUUAAGAGGUGGCUAUCAGAUAUUACUCACAGAUUUUUUUAUGCGGUGCACAAAGUGCUUUUGGGUUGGUUGGGUGGAUGUGGCAGCUGUUUGGCGCGGGCCUCUGUCACAUGGGCCUGAGACGCUGAGCCAUGCUCUGGCAUGUGUUGCCCUGGCAUUGAAUGUGGCUGUUCCUGUGGUCACAUAAUGACCAGAGGCGAUAUUCAGUGGUACCUUGGGUUACAUACGCUUCAGGUUACAUACACUUCAAGUUACAGACUCUGCUAACCUAAAAAUAGUGCUUCAGGUUAAGAACUUUGCUUCAGGAUGAGAACAGAAAUCGUGCAGCGGCGGCACAGCGGCAGCAGGAGGCCCUAUCAGCUAAAGUGGUGCUUCGGGUUAAGAACAGUUUCAGGUUAAGAACAGACCUCCGGAACGAAUUAAGUACUUAACCCGAGUUACCGCCGUAAUGGCAGUACUUUCAGCUGGGAACAGAUCCUCCAUGCCCUUUUGAGCCUUUAGCCUCCCCUGAUGAGGAGGACAAACCUGGAGUUAGUGUCAGAAGUAGGAAUCACGUGUCAGCAAAGUUUAACUCUUUAUUCAGAGAAACCAAAACAGCACAGGCCAAGAGCUCUUCUCAGGAGGUCUCGUCCCAAUGAGGCAGUUGCGAGGACUGAAGGUCCUUGAUUUCCCACAGCUGCCUAAGUCUCCUCCUCUCCAGGGUUCACCCACCAAGCAAUCUGAGACUGUGUCUGUGCGCCACCAAUCUCUCCUCUGCUCUUUUCAUUUCUCUGUGUGUUCUGGGAGACCUGAGGGAGGGGAGCUGGUCGCAGCAGGAGGGGGAGACUCCCUGGAUUCUCCAGCAGCCGCCCUCAUCUCUGUCUCCUGUCUCCCCUCUUCUCCAGCUGGGGCUGAUGGGAGUUGUAGUCCAAAACGCAAGGAGGGCAUCAGGUUGGGAUAGGCUACUUGAGACAGAUUGCAGAAUCCAUAUUUUCUUGGAGCAGAAUUUUUUUGUUCUGUUUUGCUGUAUCUUUUUUUAAAAAACAACUAUACCCCACUGAUGGGGGUUGCAGUCCAAAAAACCCAGAAGGGCACCACGUUGGGGGAAGCUGGUCGAAAGUACAGUCAUACCUCAGGUUACAGACGCUUCAGGCUGUGUUUUUUCGGGUUACGGACAGCUGAAACCCGGAAGAACCGGAACAGGUUACUUCCGGGUUUCGGCAGUCGCGCAUGCGCAGAAGCGUCAAAUCACAACCUGCGUGUGCGCAGAUGUGCUGCUGUGGGUUGCGGACGCUGCGGGUUGCAAACGUGCAUCCCGCACGGAUCACGUUCACAACCAGAGUGUCCACUGUAUACGAACCAGCAAAACUUGCAUGAUUUUACUUUGUGGAAAGGGGAAAGGAGCUAAAUCCAAUUCCUCUCCCCAAAAAUUAUGCACAGCCCCACUCCCUUCUGAGGCUUUUGCACAGGCACAACCUACAUGCUCCCAGGCUGUGAGGCCUCUCUUAUCACUUCAAACUAAGGCUUCAAAUCCUUGGAGCUGAAUCCUGCACCUGAUACCACAUUUGCUCUUUUUCUCCCUCUCUUUGCCGCCCAGCUCCGCUUGUUCUGCAUUAUGCAGCAGUAUUUCACUGUAGGCAGAACCACAAGCCAGUCUGCAGAUGCCGAAGCUUCUCCUCCAUCUGUUUGCCCAUCAGCUUGCUGCUCCCCCUUCCCGGGGACCGCCUGAAAUCUGCAUCACCACUUCUCCUUCCCCUCUAGAUAAUGGCAGGAAGGCGUUGGGCUUCCUUUAUUGCAUUGUCAAUUUUCACAUGCUUCCCAGAUGGCGAGGAAACCCCCGGUUCGAAUCUCGUCUCCGCUAGUCACUCACCAAGGAGGCGUUAGGCGAGGCUCUCAGCCCAAGUUGCCACUCUCUGCAGCAGAGGGAAUAACAGUGCAAGGACGGGGAAACCCCUGAGUCUACAGAGUUGCUGGACUCCCAGCUCCUAUCAUUCCUCACCAUGGGCCAUGCUGGCAGGUGCUGAUGGGAGUGGGACUAUGGUUACCAGAUUUUUUUCAGUGAAUCCAGGGACACUUUUUUUUUUUUAAGCUGAGUAGCAACAAGGAGUCAGUAGUGGGGAUGGUAAGGCAAAGGACCCUGGGCCCAAGCACACAUGCAUAUUGUAUAAAGGUGCAAAGCCUUUCGUUCGCACCCUGCAAAACAUAAAUGUGCAGUUUUUUUCAAAAACUGGGCAACGGCGCACCAUGUGCCCAUGACUCCCAAGCCUUCCCCGAUCUCCUUCCCCUUUCCCCUUUGUUUUGACAGAUCAGGGGAGGCUUGGAAGUCACGGGCGGGCGGCCGUUGCCCAGGAGGGGCCAGCCUGGUAGUGCAGUUGGCUCUGGCUGGCUUCAGGAGCUGCUUGCUGCCGUGGCGCAGGAAAAAUGGUGGGUGCCACGGCAGAGAGCAGCAAGCAGCUCCUGAAGCCAGCCAGAACCAACUGCGCUAACAGACUGGUUCUGGACUGCUGAGGCUGCCACGGCCACGUUUCCCGGGAACAGAUUUGCAAAUCUGGGGACGUUCCGGGGACGGAAUUUGUCCGGGGACAGAAUUGCAAAUCGCGUACUGUUCCCAGGAACCGGGGACAUCUGGUAACCCUAAGUUGGACUCCCAGCAAUAUCUGGUUCCCCAACCCUGCCUAACAAAGCUGUAACUAGACAAUGCAAUGUGAGCAGACACUUUAAACAUUUGAAAGGUAUGCAAGCCAGGUUAUCUGUGUCCAGAGAGGGGUGUAGCUGGGCAGCUGGAUGGCCACUUGGGCUUCCAGUGACAGAACUGGAUCCAAGAGAAACUCCCCCUGCUCCAAGCUGCAAACGUGAUCCUUUUUUUUGGGGGGGGGGAAUUGCAGCUCCUUCCACAGCUGGCCGGACACCCUUUAUCUGAGUUCAAGAGCCUCUUACUAACAGAAUUUCUGUCUCAUAUGCACUGGGCUUCAGCUUCUUUGGUUUUCAUUCAUCACCACGAUAUUUUUAUUUAAUAAUUAAUUUUAUUUCUAUACCACCCUAUACCCGAAGGUCUCAUGGAUUGGCAGGAGGCAAGAGAGCAGUGGAGGCACCAGCUAGGGACCCCCCCCCCCAAGGAAAGAAGGCUCAGAGUCCGGGGAGUGGUGGUGGGAUGACGCUGAGUGGUCAGAGGGAGAAGACUGGGAGGAGGUGGUGUCGGAAGCUGAAGAGGUAACAGGGUUUAGUGAGCAGGAAGAGUCUGUGGCAGAGAGCAGUCCAGAAUUAGAGGCAGAAGAGGAGGCUGGAAAGGAGUAGGGGCCAAGAGGCAUAGAUGAGUCCUCCUCCUGCAACCAGCUCCCUUCCCCACUGGUCUCCCAGAACCCAGAGAGGUAUGAAGAGGGAGGAGCAAAGAGGCUAUCAAGGCAAGGGGAUGUUCGCCAGCUGCUUUAAAACCGUGGCUGGGCCCGUCACUUAACUAGCCGUUUCCCUUCUUUCAGCUGCCAUCGCCCAGAGGGUGAAAGUCCUGGAUGAGGUCACGGGCUACCUGGGGCAGGAAGUCACCCUGCCGUGCACCUUUGUGUCGACGGGCAACGAGAUCAAGGUCAGCCUGGUCACCUGGAUGAAGGAAGCCGCGGGCAGGAAGCAGAAUGUGGCCGUCUUCCACCCGGACCACAAGCCCAGCUACCCGUUGGAGACGGAGCGCGGGCGGAUCCGCUUCAAGACCCAGACCCUGGAGGACGCUACCCUGAUCAUCGGCCCCCUGCGCAUGGCUGACGAGGGCACCUACGCCUGCGAGUUCGCUGCGUACCCCUCGGGCAACGAAGAUGGCAUCACCAACCUGGUCGUACUGGGUAAGGGCAGACCCUUCCUCAGAAAGGCGAAUGUGGGAGGCCCUGUUACGAACUGUGCCUGGUGAGGCUGUAGACCCCUGCAGCUGAUGAGGCUACCCUGGGGUGAGAGAGAGUACACCCCACUAGAGGAGCUUCCGUGCCUGUUUAAGCCGGAGGUGGAGAGCCUGUGGUCCUCGGGACUCCAACUCCCAUCAGCCCCAGCCAACAGGGUCAGCGGUGAGGGAUGAUGGGAGUUGCAGUCCGGCAACAUUGGGGCGGCCACAGAUUCCCCACCCUUGGCAAACAGCCCAAUUGUACGCUGCCCUGGAAAUGUUCAGUGGGAAGAUGGUAUAAAAAUGUCUUACUGUAUUUUUCGCUCUAUAGGACGCACCCGACCAUAGGACGCACCUUGUUUUAGAGGGGGAGAACAAGAAAAAAGAAUUGUCUCCCUCUCUGCGCAGCACCCCUUCAGCAAAGCUGCAGGAGAAACGGAGCCCCUUCCAUUUCUCCUACCGCUUCACUGAAGGGGCGCUGCGCAGAGAGAGAAAGCUGAGCAGUGCCUCUCCAGCAAAGCAAAGCCAGGAGAGCAAGAGGGAUCGGCUCCCACUGCACUUUGGAGGCUUUGCGUUGCUAUUGCUGAAGCCAUGGAGCCUGCAUUCGCUCCAUAAGACGUGCACACAUUUCCCCUUAAUUUUUGGAGGGGAGAAAGUGCGUCUUAUAGAGCGAAAAUAUGGUAGAUGGUAGAAAGAACUUAACCUCAUCUUACUUCGCAUCUACAUUCGUACCUUGGUUCGCGAACGACUUGCGAGUCAAAUGUUUGGGCUCCCGAAUGCCACAAACCCGGAAAUGAGUGUUCUGGUUUGUGAAUGUUCUUUGGAACCUGAAUGUCCGACGUGGCUUCUGAUUGGCUGCAGGAAGUUCCUGAAGCCAAUUGGAGCUUCCUGCAGCCAAUCGGAAGCUGUGCCUUGGUUUCCGAACGUUUUGGAAGUCGAACGGACUUCUGGAACGGAUUCCGUUCGACUUCCGAGGUACGACUGUAUAUGGGAUGUGCGGUGAGUUCAGAGUUUGCAAUGGGCCUCUUCUUUCUCCAUGCCUUUCCCCCUGUAAGGCAGUUUAGUCAUGGACAGGGGUCACUCAGCGAGCUUUGUGACCGAAGCAGGGAUCUAGCCCAGAGGCCCCCCCCCUUCGUUAGGCUCCUAGCCCAAACCUCUAACCACCACACUGAAGAAUAUUCUGGGCGAUGUUGUGCAGGGUGCUGGUUACGCCUGUGGAGUCGUGCUGCCCCCCCCCCACCUCGAUCUGUCCUUCCCAGAACUGGGAAGUAGGACUCUGGCUGAUUCUGCCUGUUAUUUUAGGAGAUGCAAAUUGCCUGCAUCUGGCAGUAUUCUGACGGGAGAGGAAUCUGCACAUUUUUAAAUUGCUUCCUCGGGGCCAUUUCUGAACCGAGCCUCUUAAACGCUUUCCCCGGCUCGCGCGCCCCUGUGUUGUGAGGUAGCGCCGUGUCCCGAUUCCUCGAAUUAAUUAUGGGCAAUUCGUUGUAAUGUUCCGCAACCAGGGAGUGUUAAUAACAGCGGUAAUAAGUCCCUACCUAAUAGGCUGCUUUGCAGCAGGGAGAAAAAACAAACAAACCCAAAAAGGCUUUGGGCAAUGGAGACCCAACAGGGCUUCGUGCUCAAAUUACUGCAGUUUUCUUGCAUGGCUCAGCAAUAAAGUCGCUGGACUGUCAUUUAGGACUCUCUUCGCCUUUAAUCUGAGCAUGGAUGGAACUCCUGGGGGUGGGGGAUUCCCACUCCCCCCCAUCUUUUCUACCUUGAGGUCUCAUUAGAUUGAGAGCUCCUUGGAUGACCUAUCUCUGAGGGGUUUCUCCUUUUAAAAAGCAAGGGCUGUGUGUUCUGUGAUUUCUGCAGCAGCGCAGUGUGUGGAGCUGGGUGACAAAUCCUGCUUACAAAAGCUCUUGGUUUGCAUUUUUAAAAGACCGGGGUGGGGGGGGCACGUUUUUGUAGAUGCUGCGGCCUCAAAAUCUACGUGGAGGCAUAAAGCUGACAGAAUACAGUGGUACCUCAGGUUACAGACGCUUCAGGUUACGGACAACGCUAACCCAGAAAUAGUACCUCAGGUUAAGAACUUUUUGCUUUAGGAUGAGAACAGAAAUCGUGUGGCGGCGGCAGCGGGAGGCCCUAUUAGCUAAAGUGGUACCUCAGGUUAAGGACGGACCUCCAGAAUGAAUUACCGCAUUUUUCGCUCUAUAAGACGCACCAGACCAUAAGACACACCUAGUUUUUGGAGGAGGAAAACAAGAAAAAAAAUAUUCUGAAUCUCAGAAGCCAGAACAACAAGAGGGAUCGCUGCACAGCGAAAGCAGCGAUCCCUCUUGCUGUUCUGGCUCCUGGGAUAGCUGCGCAGCCUGCAUUCGCUCCAUAAGACGCACACACAUUUCCCCUUACUUUUUAGGAGGGGAAAAGUGAGUCUUAUAGAGCAAAAAAUACGGUAAGUUCUUAACCCGAAGUACCACUGUAAUGGGAUAUUUUUUGGAGGGGGGGUUGUGGGGGCUUUAUUGCCUUGCCCCUCCUCGUGAGUAGCAAGACCAGAAUAAGUUACACCAAUGAGAGCGCUGAACUGUAUAUACAGUCGUACCUCGGAAGUCUAAUGGAAUCCGUUCCGGAAGUACAUUUCGACUUCCGAAAUGUUCGGAAACCAAAGCAUGGCAGGAAGCUGCAGCCAACCGGAAGUCAUGGAAGCCCCAUCGGAUGUUCAGCUUCCAAAAAUAGUUUGCAAACCAGAGCACUCACUUCCAGGUUUGCGGCGUUCAGGAGCCAAAACGUCCGAGAACUAAGCUGUUUGACUUCCAAGGUACGACUGCAUAAAGACAUCAUAAUUCUAAUGUUCUAGUGCAGGAAUCUGCACAGCUAUAAACUAGGCAUGCGUGCUUUCUGCCUGGAGCACUGAAGAGUCCAUUUAAAAAAAAAAAAAAAAGCCUUUAAAGAUUACGGAGAUUCUAGCCCCUGUGAUUAUGGGGAAACCUUGGAAACUUGCACCAAUCAGACCAUGGGUAGAUCUGCAUAACUUUUCCCGCUCGCACAGAUUUCUCCUGCCAGCAUUAUCUUUACCAGAAGUAGAGAAAUCCAAACUAAUUUAAUCACUUUAGAGCCAGGAGUGGCAGCAUAACAGCUUGAAAGUGUCGCAGUGGAGUAGCUGGCGAACACUGAGGAAAUGACCCUCAAUCGCAGGGAAUCUACAGGUAGCGGCAGUUCUUCCGAUGCAAUGGCUAAGGUUCAAAAUGUGGCCGGAACGGAGGUUUCAUGUUUACUCGAUGCAAAUAGGCCUUAAUAGAGGGCACGCUUUUGAACUGAGCAAAGGGGGACGAGAGCCAGCAACAGCAGCUCCUCCCAUUGGUCUGCACCAAUCAGGACGUGGGAAAAGACUCUUUCAAAUCCCUUUCUCCCGUAUGAAUAGCAGAAGCCUUAACAGAGCCGUCCUAUUAUUAGGCAGUUCAUUGCGUUUCCAGGCACAGGCAAAGGGCACUUCAAUUCUGUCUCCCUUGCACGCAAGCAGGCAUCCAGAUGGAGAACAAUUAACUUCGGAGUCACUCCUUUUAUUAACCCUGUUUACUGCGCUACGCCAGUUCGUACAGUCAAAUCAACAGGGAGAGCUUUUUUUUAAAUCAUUUAUCAUUUUUAUUGUGUUGUCUACCACCAUUGUCUACCACUCCGAGGUCACCCAGUGAGCUUCAGGGCUGAGUGGGGAUUCGAACCCUGCUCUCCCAGGUCCUAGUCCAUCACUCUAACCAUUACGCCACCGUUUUCUUCAGCUGUGGGGGGAAGGAGUGCAUGUUUCAACCUUCCUUGACUGAGGAGAACCCCCCUCCCCCCCCAAAAAAAAACCCAGUUGGCAGAGAAGAUUUGAUCCCUGACAUGCUAGCUUUCUAUGUGGAGGGAAGUUUUUUCCCGCCACCAGGGAGUUCCAAACACAUGCACUCAGAUUUCUUUCUCCCCGCAGUUCAAAAGUAGCACGAUCCAGCCCUCCGCUCUGUUUCACCCCAACCUCUGCCUCUCUUCCAGCCAAGCCCACAAACACGGCCGAAGCCCAGGAGGUCAAGACUAGCAACCUCGAACUCCCUGUGGCUGUCUGCAUCUCCGAUCGGGGGAAGCCACCGGCCCGCAUCACGUGGCAGUCGGGGCUGAACGGCAAUGCCACCGUCUCGGAGGUGACCAACGCGGACGGCACCGUCACCGUCACCAGCUACUACCGCAUGGUGCCCACCAAGGAAGCCAAUGGGCAGCGCAUCACCUGCAUUGUGGAGCACAAGACGCAACCGCAGCCAGAAGCUCUUCCAGUGGUGCUUUCGAUAUUGUGUGAGUGGUGCGGCCUGGCUUUGGGGUUGGAGGUGGCUAUGGUCUUGAGGUGGGCCCCUGCGGAGGAAAACAGUCAGAGAGCCCAGGAGACGUUGAUUGUACACACACCCCUUUCAUUUAAAAGCCGUUCUCCGUCCCCUUCCAUCAAGACCCCUGGGAACUGCAGUUUAAGGGGGCUAGGAAUUGUAGCUCUUGUAAGGAGUACAAGAAUUUUCUGGAGGGGGUGCAGAAUGUGCUUUAAAUGUUAGGUGUGUACACAGCCUUCACUUCUCUGCUCUUAUUUCCUGACCCUGGAAAAACUUACAAUCCUAUACUUUUAGUCAGGCAUAGGCAAACUCUGGCCCUCCAGAUGUUUUAGACUACAAUUCCCAUCAUCCCUAGCUAGCAGGACCAGUGGUCAGGGAUGAUGGGAAUUGUAGUCCCAAACAUCUGGAGGGCAGGAGUUUGCCUAUGCCUACUUUUAGUGGCCUGGGAUGUGGAAGGGAAGGUGAAUGAGGAUUGGUCUUUGAAUGCUGGUUUGAACAAUCUCGGAACUUAUUUUUGUUAUUAUUCGCUACCACCCUGAGGGUGGGGGGUGGGAUGGGGAGCAGUUGAAGUUAAGCAUUGCUUUGCAAGCUGUGGGAAACUAGGAUGCCUGGGUUCCACCCCUAGCUUUGGGUAGCGGAGUGGCGCCUAGUGGUUGGAGCACAAGUUUGGAGGCAUGUUGGAAGGAGGGGAAUGACACCUGGAGGUUGUGUUUUGAAUCCCACCAUUUCUCCCCAAGCUGCCCAGAGCUGCAAACCCGCAGGCGAUGCAACCAUUUAAAACACCCAAAGGCAAUUCUGAUGCAGAAACAGACUGGGAAAGAACUGUAGCUAAUAAAAGGCUCUUCGGGUGGUGAAAAAACUGAGAAAAGGACCUGGGGAGAUAGCAGAUGCUGUUCCAGGCAGAGCUUGUGGGGAUAUUUGCAGGAAGGCAAUCUUGGCUGGGGGAGAAAGUAGAAGCAGGGAUUUGUGCAUCUUCUCAGUGCCCGCCACCAAGAAAGACGGGAGUAUCCUAUCUGGUUUCUCCUUGCAGAUCCUCCCGAGGUCACCAUAGAGGGAUAUGACGACAACUGGUAUUUGAGCCGCAACGAGGCCAUGCUCAAGUGCACCGCCAAGGGGAACCCUCCGCCCACCGAGUUCAUCUGGAGCACGUGAGUCCGAAACCUCUUUCUUUCUCUCUCCCUCCCACCACCAGCCAGUGCACAUGGCCCGGCCCUCGAGUGUGCCCUUCUGCGGAGGCAUUCACCUGAAGCCGGCCAAUUAGGACUUCUGCACUUUGAUGAGCUUUGAAGUGCAUCCCUGCACUUUCUCAGGAGUGGUGCUGAUGAAAGGCUUUUCCAUGUGCUGCAGUUCCUGUUUUCAAGACGGAGGAUCUGCACUGAGUGACCUUACGUUCUCUCUGCACUAUUUGGGACGUUCAGAAUUUGAAAGUCUACCCGGGAGGGUUAUCUCAGCUCCCCAGAUGUUUUGAGCCCCACCCAGCACAACCACCAGCAGGUUAGGGGGUGAAGGGAAUUGUGAUCCAAAGCUGAAGAAUGCUUCUUUAGAAGAUGCCCAGUGAGUGAUGGCUCCCCGCCCUCCCCCCAGGCUUCACUUCUAUGUCCACGAGAACUAGAAACUUGCUGCUUUUGUUUUUCAAUGCAAGCUGCUCCUGGCAAUUACAUCUACAGUGGUACCUUAGUUCUCAAACUUAAUCCGUUCCGGAAGUCCGUUCCAAAACCAAAGCGUUCCAAAACCAAGGCGCGCUUUCCCAUAAAAAGUAAUGCAAAAUGGAUUAAUUCGUUCCAGACUUUUGAAAACAACGCCUAAAACAGCAAUUUAACAUGAAUUUUACUCUCUAACGAGACCAUUGAUGCAUACAAUGAAAGCAAUAAACAAUGUACUGCAGUCACACUGUCAGUCAAUCAGUAGCUGAACUGGGUUCCACACAGUCACAAAAACAAAACAAAAAUAGCUGCAAAAACACAAAAUAAAUGGCAAAAACAGACAGACCUCAGUGUAACACUCAAAACGGAAGUGUGGCACUCAAAAUGGAAGCGUAAAACUUAAAACGGAGCAUGUUCGGUUUCCAAAAUAAGUUUGCAAACCGGAACACUUACUUCCGGGUUUGCAGUGUUUGGGUUCCAUGAUGUUUGAGUACCAAGGCAUUUGAAAACCAAGGUACCACUGUAUUUUAUGAUAGGCCUGAAUAGCUUGUGACCCACUAAGCAAAACGCAGCCAUGAAUGGAAGCCUAUCGUUGGCCUUGAGAGACAAUGGAGUGUACCUCCAGGGGUGAAGUCUAACUGCUGCAUUUGCAGUACCAAAGUGACCUCCCCGGGGCGCAAGCCUGGGCAGUGUGUCUGGAGGUUCUGGGCUGCCUAGAUGACAAGACCCCACUCUUGGCCUUUUUGAUGUGGUCCAAAGGAAGGCAGAGCAAUACAUUUGGCACUGGCUUGGGUGCAAGAGUUGCCCGAAGGAGGUGUGCAAGGCGCCAUCCAACCAUCUUAGGGACUCCACUCCAGAUUUGUGUAGGGUUUACUCCUCAGCCGGAGGUUUAGGAUCAGAGUUUUCCUUCUUCUAGAUGAGCUUACCUUCCCAGGUUGACCAGCCCCAUCUGCCCCUAGGAAACUUAUUAUUAUUAUUAUUUAUUUGAAAAACCACCAGGGGUUUUCUGCCUGCCUCGGGCUGCAAGAAGACAAAAACAUUUUCAAAACGUGUGGGAUUGGUGGCUUGCCUUCAGCUCAGUGGGUUGAACGUUGCACAGUCUUCUCCAAAGAACUCGUAGGCUGUGUUAAGCCUCUUCCUCCAGCCCAUGGGAGACGGCUUCCCCUUUCGGCACAGAAUGAGGCUGAGCCGGUUCUUCUGGCUCGCCAAAGGAAAAAACAUCCUCCCCAGAUGACUCUGGCUAUGGGCAGGGGAGGGCCAGGAAAACAGGGCUCCCGAGUUCUGCAUGAUCUCCUGUAGAGCACCUUGGGACGAGGGGAGAAAAGCAGAGAAGUAUUGCAAAGAGGAGGGGGCUUAAGUUUGUGGUGUAGUCCAGGGCCAUACACAUGGCAUGGCUUGCAUUGGAAAAAAUGGUAUCCUGUUUUGUAUUGAUAAAAUAUUGUAAACAGUGAGUGCCAAAUUAAGCUCAAAGUGGCACCAGGAAAGAGUUCGCUCAUGUGUUGCUACUCCAUGUCUUCAGCUUACAUGAAGUCCUUAUAUAAAAUGAUAUAAACCUUUAUAGCAGGGAUGAGGAGUCUGUGGUAUUAUCAAUGUUUUUGUACUCCCAUCAGCCCCAAGGCAGUCCAGCCAUUGGUGAAGGCUGAUGGGAGUUGUAGUCCAGCAGUAUCUGGAACUCUGCAGGGUCUUCAUCCAUCUUCUCUGGGAUGAUUUCCUAUUUAAGUUUCAUUGGUAGGCCCUUUUUCUCCUUCCCUGUACCAUGCAUUCAAACUGUCCUAGACUGGUUUCUCUGCCUUGGGUGUCCAGCUGUUGUUGGACUACAACUCCCAUCAUCCUAGACCACUGGUUCUGCUAGCUAGGGUUGAUGGGAGUUGUAGUCCAACGACAGCCGGAGACCCAAGGUUAAGAAACACUUACCGUAGAUUCCGGCGUAUUAGGCGACUGGGCGUAUAAGACAGUGCUGCCACUUUGGGGAAGGGUCUUAUACGCUUCGGCAGCUUUGCUGGGCAGUGGGCGGCGGGCUCCACGCCGGGAGGAAGCUGCCCAGCGAUGCUAAGCCGGCUUCGCUGGGUGGCUUCCUUCCACCGCAGAGCGGAGCCCACCACCCACUGCAGCCAUACCCGGCGUAUAAGACGACCCCCAACUUUUUAACCUCUUUUCCAGGGUUAAAAAGUCGUCUUAUACACCGGAAUCUAUGGUAUGUAUAGUAUGAAAUUCGUAGCAUUCUCUUCUUUCUUUUUUAAAAAAGAAAAGUUUUUGAUUGUUGUGGCUUGUGGAGAAAAGCUCACAAAGCAGCGGAAUGCAUUUAUUAUCAUUAUCACUAUCGCUAUCAUUUAUUAAAUUUGUAUACUGCUGUAAACGCACAGGUGUCUUGCAUUCUUCAAUGCAAAAGACAUGCCAUGUGUAAUGGGUUCUUACAAGGGACUGUUGGGAGUCUCCCAGAUUCUGUUUCCUAACUAAGUCUUCUCUCUCUCUCUCUCUCAAUUGCUCCCAUUCAGGGCCAAUGGGCCUCUGCCAAAGACUGUGGAGGUCCAGGGCGACAUACUCUUGGUGCGCAACGUGGAUGCUUCGGUGAACACCACUUUUAGAUGCCAGGCCACCAAUCGCGUGGGACAGGUUUCGACAGACCAAGUCAUCCUUGUCCGAGGUGAGAAUCGUGGGGAGUCGAUGGUCUUGAGUGUGCAUGAAGCUUUUGGGUAAAAGGACUUGGAUCUGGUGGCCUGGUGUUUUGCACAUAUGGGGAAUCUUGCUGCCUUUUUAAAAAAACCCAAACAAAAAACAAAACUGCUUUGGGGGCCAGUUGUUUGUAUAUAAUAUGUGCUUCCUUCUCUGGGCUGAGAGCUGAAACUCUUUAGAACUUGAUUACUGGGCUGCACCAUUUUCAGUUUGAGACGGAGGAAGGGAUGUUUAGAGUGCUUCUGUUCUCCUCCCCCCCCCCCAAUCCUUGUAUACAUGAUACUAACAUGUCAGGGAGAAAUCUUUAGACUAGGGGUGGGGAACCUGAAUCUCCCUCCAGAGAUGCAUUUAGGUGAGCGCAAGAGACGGGGACACCAAAUUUGCUGAAAUUUGAGAUGUUGUUGGACUGCAACUCCUAUCACGGCCGUGCUGGGUGGAGCUGAACAAGAACUGGAAGUCCCAAAUCUGGGCCUCCACACCAUAUGACGUCCUUCUCCUGGUAUUGUAAAUGGUUCGAUACAUGCUCACGUCUUGGGAAUGCAGCAAGCCCGCAACUUACGUGCAUUUAAACCGUGUGCAUUCCGCCAAAAAACAGAGGAUGGAAAGAGGAGUCAGGGUUCCAGGGAAAACGACUUUGGCAAUCCCACCCAGGGUUGAGCCCACGCGAUUUUGGCUUUAGGCGCGAUCCGCAGAACGUUAACUCCUGUGUAAGUUGCGGGCUUGCUGUGCAUGUACCGAAAGCUGAAUGCAUUGUGGAAACGGGAAAGCAAGCAGCGCCAUGGGCACAUUGUGGGUGUAAGUUGUGGCACAGGCUGUGCCUCCGGCUGGGUGUGUUUUAGGUACAGAGGCGACAUGCUAGGCCGCGUCAUGCUUGGGCAGGCCUGCAUGGAAGAGGCACUCCCUGGACCCUCUAAUGUCCCAAUUCUCCUCGGACAGCAAGGGGGACCCUUCCAGAUGGAUAGGGGAGGCGGGGGGUCCCUGAGACCCCGCCCGUGUGCUCUUCCACGGCUCCACCUGCAGCUCUGCCCCUUCCCCAACGCUGGCAAAGCCUAGUGAUGCACUUUUCUCUGAGUGACACCCCUCGUCUUCCUUUCUUUACUCAGACCAGCCGGCGAAGAGGCAGAGCAGCAGCGCUGGAGCUUUGGCCGGGUCCAUCGUGGGGGGGAUCCUAGCCUUGGCUCUCCUGGGAGCCAUAGUCUUCUUUGCUGUGCGUCGCCACCGCCACCGGGGCACCAAAGGCUCUUACGACCCCAAGACCCGGGUCUUUGGCAACGGGACAGCUCCUCCCCCAGCCCGCGACUUCACUGAACUCGACCGGCCCCUCAAAGCCGCCCCGGGGAGGGGGCCGGAGGACGACGACGAGUACGACGAGGAAGAUGAACGCGAGGAGCGCCUCCCGCCCUACGGCUACCCGUCCCACCGCCUGGAGGGCGACGAGGAGCAGUACGACCAGUUGGGCCCCAUGUUGCGGCUCAGCUCUCCCCACCACGGCUACGAUUUCGACGACAUGGAGUCCCAGCACGACGGCUCCAUCAUAUCCAAGACAGCCGUCUACGUGUGA